GGGAACGACGUUUUCUAAGGGGGAAAACCGUAAGGAUCAGGACAACCACUGGACGGAGCUUCUCCGGGAAAAAGAAGGAAAGAUUACUUGGUUCUGGAGGAUAUUACACGUUUUCCUGGAGGAAACCAGAGCGGUGUUCACCGUGGCUUCAUUCACGGUAGGUUUUCUGCUGUUUUUGUUGUCACUGUGUCUUGAUAGUUUGACUGGGUGCUGCUGGGAGACACACUGGUGUCAAAUGACAUGAAAAUCACCCUGUUCCUCCUCUCCUUUCAAUGCACAGGCAGGCUUUUCCAGCUUUAAUAUCCCAAAAAUGGAGAUAAAGUGAAUUGAGAGGGCUUAGUUGUUUUAUCUAUUGUGUCUCUUUGUAUGUCAGACACACUGUUGAUUUUAAGUAGAAGCACCUUAGGCUUUGGAAACCCCUGAGAAGUUCCCACAACGCCUUUUCUUUUUCUCUUUGAGUUUUUGAAUGGUGUAAACCGUUUUUUUUGUCCUUGCAAAGAAGAAAUGAGUGAGUUCCUGAGAGCAGUGUAGAGCAGGGGCUCAUAAAGUGGGGAACUCUCUUGGUAGGCCACCUGAAAGGGCACGACUGACUUCACUAGAAAGAAUGGAUGUCUCAGCUGCCAUAUUAACACAAGAGGAAAGCCUCAAAUGUUUGGACUAAAGGUUACAUACAGCCUGACCUUAUUCUGCAGGAGUUUUUAUACUGAUGCUUUCUGAUGGAUUUCGUCAUAGCUGCAGGAGUGAAGGAAAGGAAAAGGCCACAGGGCAGAGAGUCUGAGCAGAGGGAGUGGGGAUGUCGCCUGAGGUUUUAGUCAAACUUUACAUUCAGCAGCUCAUUUGGAGCACCACUAGCAUUCGGGAAUGUCAUAUAAUAAGAAUAACUUUAUUUUUUUAUAGCAGUUUUAAAAACAGAAGUUUACAAAGUGCUUUGACAGACGGAUGCAAAGCACAUAACGUCAGCACAUGAAACUAAAAACAAAUAAAAAACAAAAGCUCAGUUAUAAACAAGGCCUCCAAUUGAAGGCCAAUUUAAUUUUUCAUAAGAAACCCAGGCAAUACAAGAAACUUACAACAUAAAAUGAGACCAUGAGGACCAAAAUAAAAACAUAAAAUAGGUAAGAAGAAGAAAUGAAAUAGAAAAGGGGGCAGAAAGCAGGAAACAGGAUAGCAAAUAUAAAAGAGGAUAUUAAUAAUGAUAAUACAAUCAUAAUAAAAUUAUAAUGAUGGUAAUAUUAAUGAUAAAAUGGAAAAUAAAAAUGAGUAGGAAAAAAACAAUAAAAUCAAUAAAGGGCCUAAAAGGUAAAAUAGGAAAAGAUUAUAAGUAAAACAAUGGCUAAAAGGAUAGUAAGUCGAAAUAAGAUAAAAAAGAGAUAAAAGAGAAAAGACGGCAUCACAUAAAAGCAAGUCUGUAAAAGUGAGUUUUUAAAUUUGACUUAAAAGAAGUGACUGUCUCUGCUGUACGCCUUAUCUCCUCUGGCAGGUCGUUCCAAAGUCAAGGAGCUUUGAUGGAGAAAGCUCUAUCACCUUUAGUUUUGAGCCUCGACUUUGGAACGACCAGGAGGUCUUCACCAGAGGAUCUGAGGCUGCGAGUCGGCUCAUAAGGUUUUAAAAGCUCUGAAAUGUUGCCCGGAGCAAGAACUUUGAGUGCUUUAAAAGUAAUCAAUAUAACAACACUUAUAGAUGUCUCAAAUGUCUUAACAAAAUCUGCAGCAUUCCAGUGCAUCCAUUGAAGUCCACGUUUAUUUUCAUCCUCCACACAAAUCUGAUUUCAACCCAUAUGCAAACACAAAUGUUUGGGCUUUUUCUUGGGGGGUAUCAGUGAUAUUUUUCCAUAUUAUUCACUGACAGCUGGUUUUAAAACGAGCAAUGAAUCUCUGAUAGGUAUGGAGACACCUUAAAUGCAGAAAAAAAGGGUCCGUACAAAUUCGUAGUCAUUUUCUCUUCGGUCAGUCCAUCUUUGAGUUUGAGGAGACUCCAUUCAUUUUCAACAAAUUUGACUCAACCAGAAUUCCUGCAGUUAAAAUGUGAUGCUUGCCAAAAGAGGACUUGUCUGUGCUCCUUUAGGUGUGGUAUUAGAAAGACGAUGGCCUGUUUGCUGUGUAGGGCUGAUCUUUUCUCCAAUACAUUAGAUUAGAAGAUCUCAAUUUACGACACAGUUUGAUUUUUGUUGUUGAUUAAUGCUGGCAGCCUGAAAAAGUCUGUAGUUUUCGAGAUGAUUUUAGUUGGGAUAAUCUAGUUGAAAUUGGGGCUCAUGAUUAUUGUUUUUUGACUGGAAUAAAAACAGAUCAUCAUUUGCGUUACACACAGAAUUUGCACAAACAGUACUGAGACGGCUGCUUAAAUGGCUUCAUCAAACCACUGAACAUCACUAUCAUUGUCUACUCAUUCCAGAGUUGAUCAGUGUUGGCUCAUCUGUGAUGGGCUGCAGGCACUGUUGCUGAGAGGAUUGUAAACUACACAAGUUUAGAGCCGUCUGCUGUAUGACAGUUUCCCACGUACAAUUUUAGUGUAUGUGACAAACUACAUCAGGUUCAUAUCCAAACCUAUGGCAGUAUGAGCUCAAAGUAAUAUUCGGCAUACCUAACUAUUCUGAGUGUAUGUGUGAUAGUUGAUCGGCUUCCUGCCAAACAUCCUGCAUUGCAUAGGUGUCUAGGUUAGAACUAAAGGUCCUUUCACACCGGGACUGUUUUUGUCGUGCGAUUAUUACAGAUGUCAAUAUUUUUUUUCAAACCCGUAUCCUGUCAAUAUAAGCAUUCACAUCAGCGACAUUUUCCCGUCCUGCGAUAUUGCGGCAUUUAUUUUUUCGGAUCAUGGUCGAUUUUUUAAAGUGUCGCAUACUGUGUGUCCACUUAAUCCGCCUGCCGGUCCGGCAAUCAAUCAGAUUGCGUGUUGUUACGACGUCAGAUUCACCUUUAUAUCCAACAUGGCCGACCAGCUGAUUGUUUAUGUGUCUGAGAACAGAGUGCUUUUUGAUAAAAGACACAAACAUUACAAAGAUAAAGACCUGAAGGACAACUUGUGGAGAGUCAUAGCGUCGGAUCUCUCAUGUGACGAUAGUUUGUGUGUUUUAACAGUUUGCCAGCGUCUUUGUUUUAACUUUCAUCUGUGCUAACGUAAGCUAACGGUUACCAUAGUUUCAUGUGCUUAUCUUUUAACCUCUGAUUGGCUAUAAGUGCUGACCGUUUGGCUUGAGCGUGUAAUGACGUUUCUAGCUUUUCUAGCCAAUCAGAGGCGAAGGAGGUGGGACUUUCUCUGGGAAAAGUCUUCCCUGGGAUGCGUCUUUUUCCCCCGGAAAGUCGCAAAAUCGCAUCAGGCUUGAUGUGUAUAGUCAGGUGCAUCAAAAUUCACCUCCGGAUGUUUCGCACUUUCACGUUCUAUAUUCGUGUUGACCCCGGUGUGUAAGGACCUUUAAAGCAGAACUUUUGGCUCUUUAUUAAUGGAGUUAUGUUACUGUUUGGCCAAUCAUAGUUAAUUCUACAAAUGAGUAAAGAAGCUAAAAUUCAAAUAUCUAUAUUUUACAGGAAACUUAAAGUCUUAGAAUGUUUUGCUGUUGGAGGGAAACACUGUGUCUUAUUUAAUCUAUAAAAAAUAACUAAUCAUCAUUCUGGUUCCUGAUAUUUCACAAGAGGAUAAUCAGCCAACAUGGGAAUCAUUUAUAGCAACACAUUUACUGUGAAUAUUAAAAGAAUACACUACAUAUUAAAGGAUAUAUAUGAAGGAAAUCUACUUGCUUUUUGAAGCUGAAUUAAAAAAAAGAGCUCAUGUUAGCUACAGAAAACAGAUUGGUUUGUAUUGGAUCGCAGUAGCAGGAAAAAAGUCUUUUUGAUUAAGCCUGACAACGUCUCUGAGCCUGAUGAGUGAUCACAGAUGAAGUCUUACUCUCUCCCACAUAACUGUGGCUUGUUCUGAUUGAGAUGCUUGUUUCAGUCUGUUGCUGAGAGCUUCAGUACAUAUUUGCAGAGCCUGACAGGAGGACUGACACCUCAGCUGAGAACCUGCUCUCUGGGUGAUCUCGUCUUUUGCAGUCAGGGCCAAUGCUGUUGCUGAUGCUCUGGUUAUUCUUCUUUUGGAGUGGUAAGUUUUUCCUCUGACCACCUUCAAAGAGCCACUGAGUCAUCUCAAACAGUUCAAAGGGAUUCAAACUUGCACCCGGAAGAAAGAGCCAGUUAGAAAAUAACAGGAGACAAUCUCUAAAUAUUUGAUGGACAGGUGUAGAGGAUGAGGUUUUAGGGUUUCCAGAGCAUUUCUUGUAUAGCAUGUCAUAAUGAAGUGUCGUGAGGUUUCAGAGCAGACAGCACCAUCUGUUCACCUGCCUGAAGCUUCUGCUCUGCUGUAGUGACUAAAAUACUGGUCUGCAUUCAGCCCUCUGCUUUAACACAGUUAGGUUAGACACACACACACACACACACACACACACACACACACACACACACACACACACACACACACACACACACACACACAAAAGCAGCAAACAGAAGGGUGACAUUUGGAGAUGGUUAACAUGACAACACAGAGUUUCUAUGGUAAAGUCAUGUGCUACCGGUUCAGAGGUUCAGACUUCAGCAUGUACUCAUUUAGGUGUGCAUGCAUUCUUGUGUGUGUGUGUGUUUGUGUGUGUAUUCAUGAGUGAAAACUUGUUCUUUUUAGCAGUGUACACCUUACAAAAAAGAGAAAACAGCACCCAAAUGUACGUUGCGUCACAUCAAGCCACGCCAAGUCACGUCACGUCACGUCAUGUCACGUCAACAACAGCUUUAUAGCAGGUGGAGAUAACUUUCCAGAGACACACAGGACUCAAUAUAUUAUUACCACUCUGUUAUCGAUUGGCUACACAAGGGUCUAGUCUGAACUUUGUAUUAACAGAUUCUCAAAAUCAUAUUUCUUUAGAUCGGGACACCCCUAAUGAUUUUAUUUCACAGUGAUCUGUUAUGAUAUGAAAAUCUUUUUGAGUGAAAAACAAGGUUGUCAUGGAGAUUCUGAGACUAAAUCGUCCUUGCACUGGUUCCCAAAUUCAUGUCUUAAUCACAGCUGGAGUUUCCCACCAUGAAAAACUCAGUUUCUGAGUGUAAACAAGUGAACUAUGGUCUGUGCUCUCUACUUUGAGUCCUGUGUUAAAGCAGCAGACCUUUUGUUUGUCUGUCUUCCUGUGUGGUAUAUCAACAUCCUCUCAUUCGUUGCUCCACCCGCUGAAACUUGGGCCAAACCAGAGGAGCUGAGUCCACCUCUGUCUGUGUGUCUCUGUUUGCUGAGGAAGUUUCUGUCUCUGCUUCACUCACAGACCAGAUUUGACUCUUGAUGGCUGUAACAGUAACAUGGUGGUAUAGGAGUGCUGUCAUAUUUGCUCUGGUUGGUUGGGAGUGGUUGGUAUGUAGCUGACGUUCUGUGUGCCAGGCUGAUGGUGUACCUUCAGUCACUGUGGCUGCUUUAACACAUUCCUUUCCCCUCACACUGUUUACUUCUCUCUCACUUAGUGUCAUUUUAAACUCUCUGCUUGGCCCUUCCUCUCUCCAAUUUGUGUUCAAAGUUAUAAAUUCAUUCUUCUCUGCCUCUCCCUUUCUCUCCUCUCAGAAGUCUCUGAAGUGGAGUUAUUGUCAGUGCAGGGGUCUGUGACUGAUCUGCUGUGUGACCUAAACUUCCAGACUUCUGUGGAGGACUGCCUCAUGAGUAAAGCCACCUCUGAUCUCACAGUUCAUUCCUCUCCUCCUCUUCAUACCGACAGAAACACUAUCGACUGUUAACGAGACUGAGUGAUUCAUGAAAACCUUCAUUUCAGUGUGGGUUAGAGAUUCAUCCAGACUCUUGUCCUGUUGCAGUUAAAAAGGAUAUUCCAUCAUAAAAUCAAUUUAGGGUCAUGCACUCUGUAACACCAAGUUAGACAACCCCUCGAGAGAUAAAUGUUGCCGACUGCUUACUCCUCUAGUCAUACCAACUUUUGUAACAACCUAACGAUAGCAAUACACAGCGGUCUAUGUCUCCACGCACAAACCUCAACAAAACGCCACUCUAUAGCCCCAAAUAAUGCUCAGAACAGCACUAACUUCAUCAACAGUACAUAUAGGGUCCCAGCCAUAGUACUAGCCAUCAAACAUCUCUUUAGCUUUGCCUGAUUUCUUUAGCAAAGAGACUAAACAUAACUCACCUACUCUCUUUCAGCAGCCGCUUGUUUGUGGAGGAGCCCUGAUGAGUCGAUCACAGAGUGCAGUAGAUCAUUAUAAUAAUAUCAUCAUCAUAUUGCACUGCAAAUGUGGUCGUACUUUUGCCUAACCCGGGAAUUCCACUGGAUCUGUGACAGCUCCACUCCGGACCAGCAAGCGGAUUAAAUACGCAAGCAUAUAGCGCCCUCUGGAUCUGAUCCACCGCUGCCAUUGGAGGAGAAACUCUUGCGAUAUUACUUAUGGUUCUUUCAAGAAAACACAUGAGAUCUCAUUAGAUAAAUGGCAUUGUAUAUUAACACCCACAACCUACAACCCUGGCCUUUCCUAUUAUCAAGCUAAGAACAGUUCAAUGUAUUGACUUUCUUUUAUUUUGAAAAUUAACCAGAUAUUUUACUCUGUAGCCGCAUACAACUUCAGGAUGGCGGAGCUGGAUGGCAGACGGAUUCUGUGGAAUGACACACAUUGGUUAUAAUGCUUGUGAAUUUGAUCCGCCUGACAGGCUGGAGCGGAGCCAUUCCGGAUCCUGUGGGUUUUGCCUGUUAGCGUCUCGAUCUGAUUGCAUUUCCAUGAAGCAAUGAUCAUAAAUGUUCUUCCUUGAGCUGCGAAAUCUGCUGCAGUUGGUGAUUGACUCGCAAGGGCUCCCCCACAAACAAGCGGCAGCUGGAAGAGAGUAGGUGUUUAGUCUCUUUGCUAAAUGAAUCAGGCAAAGCUAAAGAAAUGUUUGGACGCUAGUGCUGUUGCUGGGACCCUAUAUGUACUGUUGAUGAAGUUAGGUGCUGUUCUGAGCAUUAUUUGUAGCUAUAGAGUGGCUUUUUGGUUGAGGUUUCCGCGUGUUGAGUGUACUGCUAUCAUAUGGUCGUUACUUAAGUUGGUAUAACUAAAGAAGUAAGCAGUCGGCACCAUUCAUCUUUCAAGGGGAUGUCUAACUCGAUGUUACGGUGUGUUUGACCCCAAUUUACUUUAUGCGGAAUCUCCCUUUAAUGUGGCCAGAGGUGUCCCUAAAAAACUCCCAUGCUCAUGCCUCAACUAAAGUGAAGGAUAUGCUAACAGUCAUGUGUGGAUGUGCAGAAGUGUGAUUCAAGAAAGGUGAAGAGUCUGAAGUAGCUGUUGACUGAUUACAUUACUGAUGACAUUUUUGAUAUGAUGCUGAUUACAUCCAAAUGUCAUGAAUUGGUCUAAUCAAUUAAUCGGUCUAUCUCCAGUAUGAAGACAGCUAAUCUGUAACACAGUGCACAAGAUUACAUGGUGGUUUCUAAGUGGGUUUUGAUGACAGACUGGGGUUCGGUUAUUUUCAGUGUAUGUCAUUAAUUCAUCCUAACACAUGCUGAGUGGAGCAGCUGUUGCAGUCAUCCUCCAUAAAAGCAAUGGGCAAUGAAGCUGCAUACAGCAGGAAGGAGAGCGAGGCUGUGUAAGUGAAGGCAGUAUUUUAUUCUGGUAGGGAGUGUGUUUUCCUCUGACAGGAACACUCUGUGUGUGUGUCUGACUAUGUUUAGCUGUGUUUGUUUAAUACUUGGUAAUUAUGGCUGGCAGCAUAGUUUGAGCGAGAGCAAGCAGAGGAAUGCCUUUGGUUUGACCCUGUCACUGUGACUUCACCAUGGGUGUGAGUGUGCAUGCAUGCUGAUGUUACCCAGCCAGCACUGUGUAUUUUUGUGCUGUUCCAGUCAGGACUAUAGUUCCAACAUUUUCUCUAAGUUUUGUCUUGGAUGCCGUGGAUCUCUGUGUUUGUCAGUGUUACUCUACAGGAGUUGGCCUGAGGUGGUGCAGAAGUUAAUUCAAUUUUACAAACACUAAUUAGAUUUUGUAACUAAUGUAUUUUUUGUGUGUCUGAAAAAAAAGAAAAAAAAACUGAUAUAGUAGAGGGAGUUCAACACAACAGGAAGGCAGCAGCUUUAAAGGGAUAUUCUGGCAUAAAAUUAAGUUAUGGUCAAACACACUGUAACACCGAGUUAGACACCCCAUCGAGAGAUAAAUGUUGGCGACCGCUUGCUUCUGUAGUUAUACCAACUUUAGUGACGACCGCACGAUAGCAAUACACAGUGGUCUGAGGAGCCAUAAACAAACCUCAACCAAAACGCCACUCUAUAGCCACAAAUAAUGCUCAGAACAGCACCUAACUUAUUCAACAGUACAUAUAGGGUCCCAGCAACAGCACUAGCCACCAAACAUUAUCAAUUCAACAAAUAAAUUAUACACCAGAAUAGUGCUGGACGAUAAUUCGAUAACAAUAUAUAUCGAUCGAUAGACGUGUGGUGCGAUAGAAAAAAAACGGGUCGAUAAAAAGUUCGAUAGAAAAACACAGUUUCCCUUUCUUUUUCAUCAUAGCCUAUCAUGUAGCUUUUACUACAGUCAUUACUUCCUCCCAACCAAUCACAAACGCAGACCCAGGUACGCUACAGCACCAAGCCCAGCCCCUAUCAAACCACAACAGACAGCACGUGUAUUAGAAAAAAUGAUACAGCAAGGAGAAGCGGAGGACAUUGUCCCGAAAAAAGGUUUCAGUAGUUCACCAGCAUGGCAAUGUUUUGGUUUUUAGAAGUCUGACAAAAAGAGAACAGCGGUCGUUUGCAAAAUUUGCAGAGAAUUAGUAAAAACCAAGUCUGGUAACACGACCAACUUGUUUUAUCAUCUAAACCGAUCGCACCCGCAGGAGUACGAGCUGUGUCGGCCGCGCCGCGGCUCCACGUCAUCGUCGGAGGAAUCCUCUGGAACCGCUGCCAGCACCAGCACAAAGCAUGUGAAGCAGACCAAACUGGACUUCGUUUCUUGCCAAAAUACGACAAAGCGUCCGAGCGGCAUAAGGACAUCACCCAUGCAGUAACAUGCUCCAUAGCGAGGGACAUACUGCCAAUAACUACCGUUGAAAAGCCUGGCUUCGACCAGCUUCUAGCCACUCUCGACCCGCAAUAUGAAGUGCCCGGCCGCAAGUAUUUCUCAAACACAGCGCUUCAGGCAUGAAAAUGGGUCAGGGGUUGAAAAGGUGAGAAGGGUGCGGAGGAAAUACGUUCCCGUCCACUCAUUAGCUUCUUAAAGUGGAAGAAAAUGAGCUCAUAUUUUACAAAGACGCGAGUAUUUGGAUCAUGGCUACUAGCAGGGGGUGCAUUCGGCAUGGGUGCAUUCUACGACACAACACCGGCGUGGAUAAGUCCUGCUUCUCGUGCUUAGUUUGUGUAUUAAGUCAAUCACAUGAUAAUUAAAAAAAUAAAUCUCCCGACCCCGGGAGAAAUAUUUCAGUGUUCAGACACCAGGCUGUGGGCAGUUUCUCACACAGUUAAAACUGGUAGUAUGCUAUUCCCACCUAAAGCUAUUCUGUUUAUUUAUAUAUUUGUUUGUUUUGUUUAUUUUAAUCAAAAGACUAUUUAAAUAUUUAUUUAUCAGAUUUUCUGGUCACUUUAGUCUUUAUGUUUGUCAGUAUUUACUGACGUCACUCAGGCCACUUAAGUUGAUUUCUUUUUUUUUUAGUUCUUUUUUAAAAAACUUUCAGUUGUGGUAAAAUAAAAAAGGUGGUUAAAUAAAGGUUUGAAUUUGAAUUCAGUGCUUGUGUGUUCUUUAUUAAAAGUAGGUCAAUAGCAUAAAACAUCCAGGGCUGCAAUUAAAAUAUAUGUUAAAUAAUUAUAAUAAUUAUAUCGAUAAUUAUCGAUAUCGAUCAAUAUGAUUUAUUUUUUAUCGAUAUGCUUUUUUUCUAUAUCGUCCAGGCCUACACCAGAAUAUCCCUUUAACUGGGUAAAUAAGAUGGUAGAAAUUUUGUAAAAAUCUUCAAAAUACAGACACAGACAUUUUUCCCCACACUGCAUGUGUGAGCUGAUCCAGGGUUUUGCCUCUCACAGCACUCAUGUUCAAAUCUUACAGAAACGUGUGAGCAGCACAGCUCUGGGUUUCAUUAUACUAAAUGAAAAACUACAUUUAUUUAAGGAUGCACACUAUUAUUGGCAUUAACCAACACAAACUGCUGAUCACAAGUCAAUGCAAAUGCCAAGACCCCCCUGAUCUGAUGACUGGGACUGGGAUCAGGUUAUGUCAGUGGGUUGUUAGUGGGACUGAUGGAUGAAGUACAGACUUUCCCCUUAAGCUGUAUACAUUCUCUCUGUGUCUAGUAUUAAAAGAGGAAGUCUCUUGUGCUUUGUGACAUUACAAACGCGUUUGUUUUCCUGUGACUUUUCUGAGUUGGCCUAAUCGCUGCAACCAGCAGUGCCCUUUGAGCAACACAUACCCUCUCAUUCACUAUUCUUUAGCUUUAACUCAGUCACGCACAGAACAAACACACACACGGUUUUCCUGUGAGGGUUGAACUGCUGGAUGACAUCAGUGCCUGCUUCAGCCUCUGACUGAUCUGUCCUCCAGAUGGAGUGAAUGGGAGCAGCAGACAGCUGUGCUGGGUGUUACGACAGUGACUUCUGACAGACUAGAGAAAUAUCUGAUCUAGGACCUGAUAGCCUUCUUUUCCUCCCUGAUCAUCAGCUAGAAUGGUUCCGGAGACAUUAACAGCCUUCACAUAUUAUACAUUUGUUAAUUGGUACCAAUGUGAAUAUUCAUCUGCUUUCUGCCAACAGGUCUGCCAAUAAGUGGACUUAUUCUCCCACUGCAGCCCUGACAAGAACUUUCUUUAAAUGACAGAUAGAGAGGCCUGAUUCAGAUUGAAGAUGGAAACAUUUCUGGACCAUUUAUCGAGAUCCGCUUCUUCUCUGUAGCUGAGUUUUACUAUCUGUAAUAGUCAGUCAAUGAUGUUUGGUUUCAGAGCUAAUGGUGCACAUAGAGAAUAAGACAAAUGGAUGUUUUUUUCCUUCAAACUCCACCGACUGAGUUUCUUAGCAUUAUCUGUAGAGAGGGAAAACGAGUUUUAAGCAUGUGAGAGAGCGCUGCGGCUUUGACGUUUAUUGACGUUGGCGAUCAGUUUAAAUGUUUAUUACUGCCACCUACUGGACUUAAGGGUGGAGCAAGGUAAAGAACGUUAUUUACAGUUUCUUCUCUCUUCAGAACACCAUCAGCACACACUGAUUUCACAUUACUGCCACCUGCUAGUACUCAUGAUACUUGCAAUUAGGGCUGGGCGAUAAACCAAAAAUUUACCAGUACUGACAUUUAUGACAAUAACCGAUGUAAUUUUGUCCAUGUCAGUAUACUCGUUGUAAAAACAAUAAUAAUAAAAGUUGGUUUUGGAUGUGUGUAGGUAGUUAAUGGUCUCAUGUCCCUUGAGGACGCUGGAGCGGCAGAGGCAGGGGGUGAGCAGUUAUCGUCCAUUUAUUGUUAUCAAGGUGAACUGCUCAAUAUAUCGUGAUAUUGAUUUGAGGCCAUAUCGCCCAGCCCUACUUGCUUUACGAUUUUACUUUGUUUUCUGGUCUGCUAAGUUUUCUGUGGUUCUUCCAAACAGGGGUCAUUCUGUAAACCAGUAACCAGCCCAUGAUGGUACAGACAAACAAAUCAACUACAGAGACAAAAAAAAGUAUCAGGUCCUGAAAGGUCUAAAUAGAAAAACACCAGAAAAAUUCUGAGGACGUAUCAAAUGAAUUUCUGGGCUCCCUGCCUCUGCCAUGACAGCGCCUCCUCCAGCUUCCUCUGGUACUUUCAGGACUGCUUUUUACAUUCUCACGGGCUUUUGCAAUUAAGUGAGAGACACAUGUGCCGAUUUUAACAUGUCUUAGAUGUGAGAGACUUCAGGUCUGCAGCUUCCUUGUGUCUGAUACAUGAUUGAUAAUACAGGACUUACUUUCUGGGUCUCCAGAUAAAACUGAUUCGGAGAACAUCCCCACUGUUAGGACUUUUUUUCCUCAUGUUGGGAGCUCGGGUCUAGCUUGGAUGUAGCUCUUAUCGUUGGAUCAUGGUGUAGUUGCAGACAGGUCUCAGAUUGAACGCUCAGUAGGCUCUGCUGUGGCUCAGACAAUCCCACGCCCACAUGCUCAUACCCAGUAUCUGCCUCAGAAAUCACACACAAAGCCCAUAUCUCAUUCUCUUUCUUCUGCUCUAUAACAUGUCUUUCAAGGGCUUUUAUCCUUAUCUCUAUCUGUAUGAGUUUAACCAAAGCACUGUGAGUUCCACUUUCACACUGUCUGUCAUUUAAAGCUUCAACUGAAAGAGUUUAAACAGUGUCACAAGUAUAAGCAACACAACAGCCCAGAAUGCUGCCACUUCUGUGUGUAAAAUAAACUUUAAACUUUGAUGUCUUACAAUUACCAAAUCAUAAAGCUGGUAACUGUAGAGAACAUGAAGAAACAUUUCUCUUCACAAUAAUUUUUUCCCCAUAAAACUUGAUUUUCUAAAUACAAGUUUCUGACAGGCUUCACAUCCAUUUACUGUGUCUGUCCACCAUGAAGCUGAUGUUUGUACCAUGAUUUUGUUAUAACUGUUACAUUAACAACACAGAUAGACAUGAUUGUUAACAUCAUGACAGGAUUUUCAAACCUUUACAUAUGAAGGACUCUCUGUUUCAGCAGAGAAGAUUUCUUUCCAGGAGUUGAUAUCAGCAAGUAUCUGUUAACAGGAUGUUUCCCAGGGACUGCUCUUUUACAGUUUACCAGGUAAUCCACCCUCCUCACUCACUUGCCUCCAGGUGAGCUCCUUUUUAUUCCGGUUUCGGUAAUUGAAUGGAAAGGUAUCAUAUAAUUCAGGGCGCCCACACAUUGACAUGAUCAGUUUGUCCUUCAUUUUAGAUACCAGUGAACAACCAUCCGUUUUCAUACAUCGUCAAGCAAACUUUGUGCUAAUUAGUUAUCGCGAGGCGAAUAUCCGCUAAAGUUGAGACAUUUAGCUCCAAUUCGCGUCCUUUGAGCAGCCAGAGUAGUAGGAGCAUUUGAUUGCGUCUUUGCAUUGACUUAGCAUGUAAUUCAUUCGUGCAAACGGUUUUACUCGCGCUUGGUGUGUGGGGACAGUAAUAGCCUGUUGUUGUUGAAUGCUCAUACAAAGGUGAGCUGACCUGAGAUCUGCAUCCUGGUGAUUUAGAAUAAUCAAAUUUGAAUGUGGUGUGGAUAGUCAUGUUUACAUGUUCAAAGUUUCUUGAAUUUGAGGGAUCAGAAAAUCUAAAUCCACUGUUUAUAUUGGCACAAAAUCAAAUAAUCCGAUCAUGACAUGCGUACACAUGCACCAAGCAUUAUACAUAUUAGAAGCAUUUAGACAUGCCCAAAGUUGUCUAAUUUCGCUAAACUCUAAUUUUUGCUAACUUUCCCUCCACUUAGAAUGGACCUGAUUCAGAUUCUGAGAGCGGUUACAUUGCGCCUAGCGUACAUGACCAUCAAGCAGGUCCAACAGCACAUACUGAUCCUAUGUUACAUGAGGAAACAGUAUCCAGCAAGAACGUUGUGUCAGACACAGACCAACUGGUCUUGGAUCCCGCCAUGUUUACGUCUUGUUACUAACAGCGGAACUGCAUCACAUUGACAUAGGGCACACAUGUGCAGUCAGGCUAGUUUUGCCCCAACUGAAAGUCAUGAUUAGAGUAAGUGUUUACAUGGACGGUUGGCAUAAACCACCCCUCUCUAUUGGGAUACAAUUUCUCUCCGUUUGAACCGGAUUGGAUCAGAAUUUUCCGAUGGACAUGUUUACAUGGUGCAUUUUUAUUCAGAUAAUUUUUGCCCAUGUAUACACAGCUGUUGUUUGAGGAGUGAUUCGGUUCGAGCUCAGUCACAUCCAGACUGCACAGUUGGACUGUGAUACGAACAUUAGCAGCAGGUGCAGCUCAGCUCUGACCUUGCUGUCUCACCUGCCUGAAUGCUUAAUUAACCUAAAGCAGUGUUAAAUCAGAUGACCCCACACUUACCUGCACACUCAGCAGGAGUGUUUAUGGCUUUAUUGUUGUUUGCUGUGUGGAAGGUCAUAUUUGAACCUGUAGUACAUGAUUUUUCUGCUGCUUAAAGGGCAUCAGGCCACUUAUAACUUUUGACAAUGACCUUUAACAGAGGCAAAUCUUUACAUGUUUAGGGCUGUUAAUGCUGUUAGGAAACAGCAGCUGAACUUGGACUUUUGGAUUUCUGUCAAGCUCUCUGAAAGUAGUAAGGAAGAAAAUAUUCAAGGUUCAUCUUGGGGGUCAAAAAAGGAAAGGCUUGUAUAAAUUUGUGCACACAUAGAUCAUAUAAACAUGGCUGUGGUGUCUGUUUGUAAUGAAUUUAGACCAGAGAAAAGACAAAGACACUGGCUCAUCCAAAGAUAUCAGAACAUGGCUGUCAGCACCAAACUGCAUCAUUAUACAUGUUUUUUUUUCAUCCAGGGAAGAUGCUGCUGAUAUUAGGCUUGACUGGGCUGAUUCUUCAAUGAUUGAUGGUAUGAUUGAACUGAUUGAUCAGCUGACUGAACUGAUUGAUCCGUUUCUAGCAUGGAUACUAUCCAGCCCAUUAUUCUGCUCUUUUUUCACUGACUGGUUGUUGGCACAGUGUCACAGCAGUGCACAGUUAGUGUGUGUGUUAGAGAUUAGUGUUCCACUCAAAUCCCUGCCUUUGUGAGGGUCUUUAAGUCUCAAGCUCCCAUGUGUCUGCUUGUUGCAGAGUAAGCUUGUUUGGCUCGUUUGCUUGCAUUUAAAAAGUGGUUUGAUUGCCAUUAGGGCCUGUUACUUGUCGACCCCCCCUGACUCUCUAGGCUUUGUGUCACUCAGGCUGUGCUGUGAACUCUCCAUCCAUGUGAAAAAAAGAUUAAAUCCAGACAAAGUCCUGGUUAUCUGAGGUUAUACAGGCUUUAUUUGAGCCCUAGAGCUCCUUGACUGAACCUUGUAAUUAAACCUUUAGCAGAGAGUCAUUUUUGUUGUAUGUAAUCUGCCCUUGGUACUGCAGUCAGGUUGUAAGGGUAUAGGGGUCAACCAAAACUAUUUUUUUCAGGGCAAAUACUGGCUGUCAGUCUUCUACAAGACUCAGGGCUUGAUACUAACCAAGUUGAAAAAGUAAGGAGAGCGCAAAGAACUUUAAGGACACAAUGAAAAUUGAUCAAAUAAUGUUUGUCUUAUUGGUCGACAUAAUUAUUUGAAAUCAAUUUUAGGUGUUUUUGUCACAUGACAUGGAAGUUAUUGAAGAAAAUGUUCCAAAUUUGCCUUUAAAUUUGACACAAAAUAUUUAGAGGACAAAUUAGGGAAAUAAAGAGGUGUGUCUUAUCGUCCGAAUUUAGUACAAUUAUUUGAAAUCAGGUCAAUUGGUCACAUGACAUGUAAGAUAGUGAAAGAAAAGGGUCUUCUUUGAGAACAUCAACCAUCAAUUUAUUGAUGGUCCCUUAUUCAACACCCGACGUCGACAGUGAGGGUGCCGAGUAGAUUUAACUGCGCUGCUGUUGCUAUUCCCAGUUAUGGAGAGUGAGAAGAAACCAGUGGAUCUGCAGUGAAUGUCCAUCAGAUACUAACCUAAAACAUGAAAGAAAAAUUUGUUGCCUCGGCUAAUUUUUUUAUGCACACAUGUGCCCCUAAAUACGCAAAUGCGAGUGAAGGGUUGCACUGUCAAGCCCUGAGACUGAUGUCAGAUUUUUGGGGGCUGAUAUUCGUUACCAGUAAAAUUGAGAACAUUUCUGUCAAAAUCCAGAAUGUUAUAAACUGCAACUAAAAGAAUUUUGCUUUUCCACAUGUGCAACAAAAACAGCAAAGUUACAUAGUUUGGUGUCCAUACUACAUACAAAGUUUCAAAUCACAAGGUAUGUUGUCAUAACCUUAGAAAGUCGAUGUAAGCUGCUCAAAUCUCGGACAAACGCACGAAAAUGCAGACCGUAGUCUAUGUGCGAGAUUAACCUAAUGUCUGACGUAAGAAUUAGUCUCUCCUUACUGGUUCAUCUGAGCGUCCGGCAAAACGGAACGGCCUGACUCCAACAGCGUGUGAGGCGACACCCACAGCAUUGUAACCAUAGACAUAAUAUAAAUAUAUACAUUAUGUCUAUGGGGGUGACUCUGCUCCGCUGCUCAACUGAUCGACCAUGAUAGAGGGAGCAGGGCCAAAACAUCAAGCUCUGACCCCAGUCGGCUUCAAAAAAAGCCUCCUCAGAGGUGGCAUAGCAGUCAAGUAUCCUGUCUUGGCUGGGAGACCACCCUAUUUUACCCCUCUUUCCCGCCGUCUUCCUGUAUUAGUAUUCCUGCAAAAAUCUCCCGUAUUACAAUAUAUACAGUAUUCAUACCCCUUGAACUUUUUCACAUUUUGUCACUCUACAACACUCUACACAACAGGUGUUUUUAUGCUGAUACUAAAUUACACACAGGUGGACUCUAUUAACUAAUUAGCUGACUUCUGAAGGCAAUUGAUUGCACUGCAUUUUAUUUAGGGAUUCAGAGUACAGGGGGGCUGAAUACAAAUGCACACCACACUUUUCAGAUUUUUAUUUGUUUAAAUGUUUGAAAACCAUGUAUCAUUUUCGUUUCAUGUCACAAUUAUGUGCUACUUUGUGUUGGUCUAUGACAAAAAAUCUCAAUAAAAUACUUUUAAGUUUGUGGUUGUAGAGUGACAGAAUGUGAAAAAGUUCAAGGGGUAUGAAUACUUUUUUAAAGGCACUGUACGUAUGAAAAAAGACUUUUCUCUGCCUGUCAAACUAAACUCUGUCACUAGCACGUUCUGAAUACCUACCAGCUAUUAGGAGCGAGUUGUCGUCUGUGAUCACACAGAAGAUGAAUUACUCCUAUAUCUCAAGUCAGUUUAAAAAGUAAAGAUCUUACCACUACACUACUAAAGUGUCUUAAUACUGCAGGGGAGGGUAUGAGACAGGAGGGUCAAAUGUGUAGUACACACACACACACACACACACACACACACACACACAGAGUGAAGGGAAGUGGAAAUGACAUGUGUGUCUCAGAUCAGAACAGCGAAAACGACGGACCCUGGCUUUACAAUAACAGAGAGACAUUCAGAAGAUGAUCCAGCAGCAGCUAAUCUGAAUGUGGAGUUUUCCUCCUUCUCAGUUAUACUCUUUAUACAUCACGCUCUGCCUCCAAAGCUUUUUCUGUGUCUGUCCUGAAAUUUCAUCAUCUCCACUUCACCUCAGCAGCUUCUACGCAGAGAAGAAAACUAUCAGCAUCCUUCAUCCUCCCUAAUUGUUCUCAUUAUGCAAACCCUCCUCAGCUUUUCUCUGUGGGUGAAGCUUUGAAGCUGCUGUGCCCUGAAAACAAGCACCUUUUUUUAGCUCAGCCUUCUCAACAACUGGGGCCUCUUCGUAAUGCCUUUAAUGCUCUACAUAAGAUCAGGGAAUAUGAAGGUGAGUAGGUGACAAAGAAAAGCCAAAACCGGGACUGAUGUUUAGACAUGGAUGUAGGGUGCUGUCAACAUUUCUGCUUUUAAUCAUCCCAAAUAUAAAACUGAAGUCAUUUCACAGUCUUAGUCACGAACACUUAACUCCUAGAUUUUCUGACUGAGCGCUUAGGAGAGGCAGAAGACAUCAGAUCUUUAUAAGAGUGUGAGAAUAUGAACAGACUCAAGAACUGAGUCUUUGGUAAAACCAACUACGUUAUGACCAACAGAAAACAUGAAGUAAGACUUUGUUGUAAAAAGUCAGGACAUGUCAGGAGCCAAAGAUGUCGGACAGAAAAAGUACAAACACGAGGUUUUCUAUUGAGCUUUAUAUUUUUCUAAGGUUUGCCUCAGAUAUUCAAGUUCUACUUUGAAAACACUAAGACCUGUGGCAUCGACUCCAGCACUCUCAUCCACCAGACUGUGAAGCAGAAGUAGUGAAAGUGUCUCCCUGUCUUCAGUCUCCCAUUCAUCACCUGGACUCAGAUAUAACCUCCACUCCUCCUCGCAGUCUCUUUGGAUCCUAUUGAAUAAAUGAUGGCAAUGUGAUACUGCAGCAGGCAGCAGCCAGUGCUGAGCUGGACACUGACACUCAUCCUUCCCCAGCAUUAAUACAACACACAAACACACACAGAAACACAAAGGUGAAAGUAGGACUGGGUGAUUUGGCAAAAAAAUCAUCACAACGUAUUUUGUCAUAUCCUCCGAUCUCGAUUAUUAUCACGAUUUUAUUUUGUUGUAUUUUUUUAAACUGACAGUUUUAAAGCAUCUGUACUAAAAACUUAAGAAACUAGAGAUUAGUUCAUCAUUUUAUUAAAAUACAAAGUAAAUAAGAAAGCAAAUUGAAGAAGAUAAACUUAGAAACAUAUAAAAACCAUUUUAACUCAACAGUAGAGAACCGAAAUAAACAAAUCGCCUCCUCAGGGAAAAUGAAGACACCUUUAAAUGUAAACAUUAGAUGAUAUGAUUGAUUGCUGCUUUGGUCUGGUGACUGCCUGACUAGAUGUAGCUAAACUUGCUAAUGCUACUUAUGCCGUCAGCAGUGACAGGCUGUGCACACUCCGCUCGCAUUUUCAUGCUUUUCACAUAAUCACCUGGAAAGUACUUUUUCAAACAGAUUUGUUGUUUUGCCGGUUUUUAGGGCACUGACUGCCAACAUACUUUGCACAUCGGCUUCAUUGCUCGACGUCACUUUGGAGAUACCGGAACCAUCACCACACAUCUGACGGUGAAUACCUUGUUUACUUCUUCUGUGAUUUACAGAAGUCAGCAGGAAAAGCUCAACUCUGAUUGGCUGUUGUCACACAUAUUUCCGCCAUGUUUAAUCGAGUAAAUAUGCUCACAGCUGAUCACCGUGAUUGAACUGAAAUUUAUUGUAAUCAUUAAUCACGAUGCAUUACUUACAGUAUAAACUCUUAUCUGAUGUGAGUUAGUCAUGAUACAGUAAUAUUCUGUACUUUGCCGUAGAUUGAAUCCUGCAAUAACAUCUGAGGCCCCAUGGGAAGUGAAGUUCUGUGGACGUCCAUGUAAACGGCUCUUUACUGAGUAUCUUUGUAGUUCAGCAGUGACUCAGUGCUGCUCAACAACUUUUAUAGUCCACCUAAAGCGACUGCAGACCGACAGCAAACCCCCAAAUUAAAGCUUCUGCUGAUGCAUGUGAUGAAUGAAGUUGAAUUCUGCGCCAACAUGCAUUCUCCAAGAGAAGCUGCAGCCUUAGAUGAGCUUAUUCCAGAAACAGUCUUCUCAAACAGAGAGGCUGAAUAUCAGAUUAAGCUUUCAGAUGCAUCCCUGUCCGUAACCUCCUCUGCAGUCAUAUUUUUAGAUGCUGUGUUCAUGCCUAAUCCCAGCAAAGGCAAAAAGCUGAAAUACGAUGUGAAUCACACACAGACAUCAGCCACAACUGCAUGUGUGAAUGAGAACACUUCACAAUAUCUAGUGGUGAGAUUUAGAUUGAAAUGCUCAGUGUCUUGAGGAGCAGCCUUUUCAAUGGCAACAAAAUGAUUUUUAUUUGUUAAUUAAAACAUACUCAUGAAUUAAGUACAUCCAAGUCUUUUCUACUACCUGCACUCGAAAAAUCAAACCAUUAAACAUGAAGAAAUAUUGAAGAGGUGAAGAUCACAAAAACAUUAUAAACUGCAGAUCUGCCAUUAUUCCUUUAAAUCACAGUUUUUAAUUCUCCUCUGAGUGAUUUUUGAAAUAGUUGUUUUAAUUUUCAUUUAACCAGGAGAAAAUCUCACUGAGAUUAAGAACCACAUUUUCAAGAGUGUCCUGGAAAAGACUGUCAGCAGCAGUUCACAAAGUUUCUGACAAAGAGCAGCCGUACAUAUAAACAUACAGAAGAGCAGGUUUACAACAGAUUUUUAUUUUAAUAAAAUAGGGCUGGGUGAUAAACGGAAAAUUUACCGAUACCGAAAUGUACGACAAUAACCAACGUCAUUUUGCCCAUGUCAAUACAUUCGGUGUCAAAUAAAUAGAUUUUAAAAAAAGUUGGUUUUAGUGUGCAGGUAGGCUAUGGUCUCAUGUCCCUUUUAAGACACUGUCCUACAUCAGAGACAUGACUCCACCCCAUCCAGUCCAUAACAAAGAGGGAAAGACAGGUGAGGAGAUGGAGGACGGUUCAAAAGUUGUAGCGGCUGAGGUAGACGACGUUAAAGCUAUGGUCUACAAUCUGAAAACCAGUUUGGCAGUUGAGACAGAUUUGAAAAACGCAGCCUGCCCCCCCCUUCACUCACCCCUCCGUGUUCAAAGAUCCCGCCCCCCAAGCUCGUGUUGCCUCCUAACAACACGCCCCCUCUGGUAGAGCAAGAAGCCGUCCGGCAGAAAAUAUCAGCAGUGGUACACAGUGGUAGCCAUUUCAAUUGGACUGGCGCAGUCAUAACCAUAUAUUAGCGGGGCGAAGCGGGUCUGGCGUCACCACUGCUAGCCGGUCAGAGCAGAGCCGAUUGUGGGCGAGGCUUUACCUUUCUCAGCGUGUCUUCACCAGCUCAGUUUACAAUGCUAAAGAUGCAUGACUUACUUAUGCUAAACUCUAUUGACAGAGCCUACCCGUCCGACCAACAACGUUCAGUCAUUAGCCAGUAUAGGCACAGACUAACCAGAGUUAUUCAGCAGAUAUCGCCCACUGUAGUAAACAGAGUAAUUACCUGUUCAACAGAAAUUCGUCUGUCCCAGCAUCAGUUUUCAGUCCCAAAUCCCUCUGCAGCUUUUUCCACCGGUCUUAUGUUUCUCCAAUGUUGACUCUCCAUUGGCACCUGUAUUGCUCACAUUUCUUCCUUACUUCAGCCUUUUCCUCGAAACCUUGACGUUUCCUUCCUUUCGAUGUGGAAGAUAACAGAAGUGGCCUCCUGGUUUCGGUGUUCGUCUUCUCUGGCUCAAUUACGCUUCAGCAGCUGUGCAGAUCGCUAAUCACAUGUAUGUGAGGGGGGUAGUGGGGACCAUGGGUGGGAUGGUGCGGAGCAGGGGAGACAGGGGAUUGGAUGGAGAUGGUCGAUUAUUAUUCCUUUCUUGCAGCGGAUGGAUUUUUUUUUCGUUGUUCUUUUUUAUCUUUAUAUUGCGUAGAUCGGACCACAGGAUCAUAACGGCCUUAUAAACUGUGUUAUUAAUAAGUACCAAGCUUCCAAAUGGUAGGCCAAAGCUUUAAUGUGGGAGGGGGUGAGCAGCUUGUGGAGGAGUUAUUGUCCAUUUAUCGUUAGUGAGUUCAACUGCUCAAUAUAUCAUGAUAUUGAUUUAAGGCCAUAUCGCCCAGUCCUAUGAUAAUAAGCUAUGUCAGUGUAAGUCAUCAUGUGUACAACCUGCCUCCAGGUCAUUAGAUGAUGCCUUAAAUUUCCCAGUGAAACUUGUUCUUUGAACUUCUGUAGUUCUUUCCAUGAAAAGGAAGCAGUGAAUUUAUGGACCUUUUCACCUUCUCAGCUCUGAGCUUCUGAACAGAUGAUGAGAAAAAGCUCUGUGUUUAAAGAGUGUAGAUACCUGUAGAUACUCUUCAGUUUAAAGAAGAUUAGGAGGUAUGAAAGAAGAAGACAAAAGAUGGACUUAUGAAUCAGAUAACUCAUGACAUGACACCUUUACUGAAAAGAGGAUCACCAUCUUCAUCUUUAUGUACCCUCAGACAAAAUGAACCAGGGAUAUUUCCAUCGCAGAGAUAACAGGUCACUGUAUCAAACUUAAAAAUUAUAGCCUGAUCACUGAAGAUCCCCGUUACUCACUGUGCGACUCUGCACUGAUGACUUUUUCAGACAGAGGAACGAGGAACGAUGGCUCAAGUCCAGAGUUUUAUGUUUGAGGGGUCCGACUACAUGCAGCUGCCAAGUAACUACAGUCCCACAGUAUGGAUAUAUCCAUGCAUUAUAAUAUCUGAAUCUACUCACAAACCCUAAUGCUUUUAAAUGAUGUUCUUGGAAACCAAACAGACAAAUACCUUUGUUUUUUAACUUGGUAUAUAUAGUAUAUAUAAAAACGAUGUAUGUGUUUCACAGAUACAUUUAAAGUGAAAGAAGGACACAGUGAGAAAUCUGAGCCAAAUGACAGAUCAACCCAUGCUGUCCUACUUUCUCCCCUGAAUAUCACAAGGCUUUAUAAACCUGACAUACACAUUGUUACAUGUCUUGUGUCUGUUGUAAAUGGGCACAGACCCCUCUGGUGCAUCAUAGCUUAUAGAUAAUGUGUAGUUAGCAGAUGGUUCUGUGAAAGGGGUCCUAUAUUCACCCUGAAGGGAAGAUCAUUUUAUUGGUUUAAAAAUGAUUUAUUCAUACAGCUAAAAAAAAACUUCUCCCUUAGUUUCAACAGCUGCUUGUGCUUCCAUGGCAACACUGUUCUUAUCAGCCAACGAGUGGAUCAAAUUAACAUUGAAUGUAAGUUUUAUAUUCUCGGGAAAGAUGCCAGAUUCUUGCCGGCCCUAUGAUGUGUGAUCAAGUUGUCCCAAGUUCUGCCUUUGCAAAUAUUUCAUGCAGCAGAAUGACAAGUGAGAAAGUUAGGACGUAAAUCUGGUUUUAUUGAAUGUUGUCAUUCAUACAUCAGGCUAAAAGGUUUUUAUUUUUUUUUCACACAUGAAAAUGAAUGAAACAUGGUCAGGGUCUGAACAAAUCUGUGUGCCCACAUUGAGGUUUUUGUUCGCUGUAGGUUUAAAAUGAGAGAGGACCUGUUGUCUGUCAUCAUAGUAUUACAGCUUAAAUACUGGAUGUUUCCUCAUCCAGCCUGACUGAGCUAAUUUUGCUUAAUAAGGUGUUUCUCAUGGCAGACUGUUUCCACAUCUACAUAAAUAAACUGUUUCUGUAAAAAGAAAAAAAAAAUCUGUUAUUCCAGUUCAGGGUGAGGGAGGAAAGAACCGUGUGUGUCUGCUUUGAUGUUUGGAAAUCUCCUGCUGGCUCCGUUACAAGAGCUCCUCGACUUGGAGAGGACCGAGGUUUGAUGUAGAAGUUUGGAGCCAGAGCUGAAAUUAUUCAGCUUGCCUUAAAGCUGCAGAAUUGUACUGUCAGCCAUUCUGGUACAAUGGGACAGCUUCCAGGGGCUUUGUUCUUUAUAUCAAAAGAGAUAUUUUUGCCCUCCGUGAACGUGACACAGAGAACAACCCUGUUCAUAAUCCACGGUACACACUGUAUGGGCCACUCGCUUUCUCUGACUGUUUUCAUGUGUUUACUUGGAGAAGAUUUCUGGUCAUCACAUGUGCUUUGCAUAUUUCUCCAGCACACCGUGUUUGUGCUGACAGCUUCAACUUUACCCGGAACACAAAAUAAAUCUUGAUCCAAAAUCAGCUGGAAGGAGAAUGAACUUGUGACAGAGUUGGCCUCCGUUAUAAAGACAGCUUGUAACUACAGCAUGUACGAACUCUAGGGCUGUCAGAUAGUUGAAAUAUCAUGAUUCAUGACUGCAGGGGCCAGUUUCAGUAGAUGACCAGGACUCAGUUAGUGCUGAUAGUGGAGGACUUUCUAAAGACCUCUCAAACUAGAGCCGCUGUUUUGUUUUUAUGCGCAAUAAAAAAAGUUAUUUAAACUAAAGGCCUGCAGUAUUUAAAGAAAGAGGGUAUAUAUACAAUGAUAAAACUGUUUAGUAUUGUAACAUCAGUUAGAAGUGAAGUAAAUUAACAGUCAUCUGUUACAUGUUUUCCUUAAAGUGUUUUUAUCACUAACUUAUUCACAGUUAAUCUGAGGUUAGCUUACAGUUGGCUGCAUCAGAGUUAUGUAAAGCAUAACCAAUAAUACUCAGACCUACAUUUACAAACUCCAGCUCCAGUGAAGUUGGGAUGUUGUAUAAUACAUGAAUAAAAACAGAAAACAUACAUCUUUAAAUCUUUUUCCAACAAAAUUUAACUGAAUACUCUAUAAAGAUAUCUUAUGUUCAAACUGAUAAAUUUGAUUGCUUUUGUAUAUUUUCACUCAUUUUGAAGUUGAUGUCUGUGUUUGAGGUUAAUUUUAUUACCAUCAUCCAAAGAUCCUUUUUUUAUAUUUUUGAUAAUUCUUUUUAUUUAUUUACCAGUGAGAGUAAAUCUCAUUUUUCAAUAGGUUAACCCAGAGUCAGUCUGAAAAGGAAAAUCUCUGAUUUAUAGUUGAUAAAAAUGAGGUGUUGUCCCUGAGAGAAGUUCUUCUGUAUUUUCAUCUGGUUCAGUCCUUUGGGAGAGAUGAACAUCUGUUCAACAUGUCAUGACGAUCAGUCCAGGAGAUGUUGAAAUGUUUGAGUCCUGGCUCAAGUGAAAGUACAAACCCCACUCACCACACCACUACCACUCCUGUUUUCAGAUCCUGGUCCCCUUAGACCUCAGAGUAAUCCUGAGAGAAGCGUUCCCUUCUCCUGAUAAAACUCCACAGAACUGAGAACAGAAGGAGAGACUCUUUUUUUUUUUUUUUUUUUUUUUUAGCAAGUUUCCUCUGUUUUUUAAGAGCACAUUAGAGUUUCAAUCAGUCCUGGUUCUAGCAGGGUUCGUGCAGAUUCAUAUCAUAUGUUGACAAAUCAGAACUGUAGAUGGGUCUAUACGUUCCCCUCACAGGUCCUACUCCACCUCUGAGUAUCAGAAUCAGCUUUAUCGGCCAACUGUGUGUACACAUACAAAGAAUUUGACUCCAGUAAACUUUGCCCUUUAUGUUAAAAACAUUAAACUGGAAAUGUUACAAAAAAUUAUGUAUGUAAGUAUGUACUAGGGCUGUAAUCAACCAAAGAAAUUCUUGGUUAACUAAAACCCUGAAAUUUUCGACCAAAGGUCGACUAAUGUAAACUACCAGACGUUGAUUAACGUGAUUGCUCCUCAAUCUUCUUGUCUCUAUUCGGUCUCCACUCCAGUGAGUUGGGCGAAUCCAUAAUGGUGAAAACAAGGGGGGGCGGAAAAAAAUUGAGUUGACCAAUCAGAAUUUUGGAUGACUCAGCACAUAUCGACCAAUAAGUCAACCAGUUGACUAGGACUUUACAGCCCUGGUAUGUACAAUCUCGACUCGAACUAGACAUUUAACUUGUUUUAAAAUGACUCCAUUUCAAAAUGUCCUUGCUUGAUAAGAUCUUACCUGAGUGUGAGCUUCAUGAAGUGAAAUUCAUUUUUUAGCUAUAUUAUAAUGAUAUGACUCAGUCUUUAAGUACUCAAAUUUCCACAACAAACCAGCACAUAUAAAUUCUUAUAAAAAUACAGAGAACUGGGGGAGGACCCCAAACCCCCAACCCAAGUUCCCAGGACUCACCCCGACAAUAAAUGGAACCUGUGAGUCUUUAUUUUUUUCUUUCUGCGCUUGUUUUGAACCUUGUAGUCCCAGCCAAUCCUGCUGGGCACUAAACUUUUGGAGCUAAUUCUUGGUUUGGGAAAAUGGAGACAUGCUCUGACUCACUGUGGGACACACAAGUAGAUCCACGCAGACACACAGAUGUUGGAGAGCGGUAGGGGAAACCCUUUGUAACGCUAUGUUGUCUCUUUUCAUGGUUUUUCAUUAAUGAGUGUUGUGAACAUACACAUCAUCAGCUGCCUUUGUUGUGCGUCAUCGUGUCGGCCGUGACCUCUGCUCACACCCUGCCUGUUGCUCAUUUCAACCAGAUAAACAGACAUGUGCUUGGACUGGCUCAUUGGGAAGAGUGAGAGUGGGGGUGGGGAUGGAGUCUGAACACAGAUUCUCCACAGCAGCUUUUGUUUGUGUCAUUAAAUUUUGUUUUUGUUGAACAUUAGUCAGAUUAUGGGCUGCGCAGCAUAUGGUCAGCAAGGACAGAUGUUCUGUCAAAGACUUUAUUAUCCCUGAGGUUCAACCCCUUUUGACUGGCAGUAGGUUUUAUGGGCCCUGUGAGGUUGGAGGGUAGAGUUCACACGGAGGAUGGGAUGAGCCAAAGAUCAGAAAAGUGAGGCAUUUGUAAAAGUAGAAGAAAAAAAAUACAGUGUUUAAACUGCUAACUUUGAUCAGUAAUGGAUCUGCAGCCUGCUGGAGUUCAGUCCUCAGCUUCCAGAUUAAAUUUGCGCUUAAACUCAGAGUGAGUUUUAUCUCUACAUGACCACACGAAAACAUUUCACUUCAAUUUAUCAUCUUGUUGUACUUUUGUAAAGUCUGUCUAGUGAGAAAGUCUUCACUACCAUGAGCCAGAAAUGACCGAAGCUUGAUUUAACAGUGUGUUUUGGCUUUGAUGAAGGUCUGUGGACUGGAUUCCUCUUCCUCUUCAGCUGGACAACUCUCUUAGGACACGUGAAUAUUGUUUGUAGACCUUCUGAACCCAGUGAUUAAAGUUAGAAUCGGCCCAUCCAAUCCUGCUUGGUUAUAAACGAUGCACAUCUAUCAGGGGAAGAAAAAAACAGCACUGUUGUGUUUGAGAAAAAGCUGAAUUUGACCACUUCCAUGAUAGAAAAUGAAUAAACCAUAAACACAUAAAUUCAAAAACUGUCAGCUGAAGUUUGAGCAUUUUUGCUGGAGUUCUCGUCAGUGACCCAGCCCGUCCUGCAGAGUGUCGCAGAAAUGAAAGCUCUCCGUUUGGCUGCGUGUCAGCGGAGGCCCCAUCCAUCAGCUUAAUGAUGAACUGAUCAAAAAUAAACUUUGGCUUGAUCACUCCGUCUGAGACAUUAGUCACUGUGCUGGCAGAGGACGAGGAGAGAGGGAGAGAGGGUGAUGAGAGAAAUACUGUCACAGAGACAUAGUGUGAAAUAGAGAAAGUUUAACUUUGUUUGAGUCAAAAUCAGUGCUAUUGACAAAGUCUUCAUGUUGAUUUAUUUGACGGUAUAAACACGUUCAUCUCAGACAGAAGACUCUUUGUCAGUGACCUCUCAGCUCACUUGGCAGAAACUAGUAUACAUGAAAAUCUUCAGUGGUUUAGGACUGUGACAGCUACCCUGGAGCUUCUGUAGUUGUAUUAUUGAACAAAAUUAAAGCCUUUUUCCUGCUGUACUCUGUUUGUACCUCUUUGUGACGAUUUUCCUGGCAUUUAUGUGGACUUUGACUCCACCCUGCACAGUCUGUAUGUGGGGCAUGAUCUAUAACUCAACUGCUUUUUAUUUCAGAAGGCAUUUCAACAGGUCAGCGCUACAACACAGCCCAGACAGAUAAGCUGUAGGAGUUUCAUUCAGUUUUUAGCUGUAGAAGAUUGAAGAAAUGAUAACCUGGGCCAUUAUUUUUUACAAUGCCCACACCAAAACAGAUGUUAAAAUAACCUAACAUCUGAUUAUAGAUAUUAUGAAGAGACAGAGCUGGGGGGCUGUAACGCCUCAUUGACUGUGUGAAAGAUCCUAAGACAGGAUGAUGGAGGGAAGUCAAACUGCCGCUGAGCAGAGAUCAUCCUCUGUGGAAAUCCGACCACCAUCACAGCAGAUCAGAGCGUGUGUGUGUAUGUGUGAAGCUUGUGCUGUCUGUUUACACCUCAGGCCAUGUUUUCCUCUGCAGUGUUGUAACUCGGAGUAAAACCACCAAGCACAGAGAUGAUCAAAUUCAGAGAGAAAAUAUUUGAGGGAGACAUGAUGGCAGAGCUUUGUGAGGCUGCUGUUGUUGAGCCCUCUCAAAAAAGGCUACUUCUACUGUGAGAAGACACUUGGGUCUCUGUUUAUAUGGGCAUCAGGAGGGUUUGAACCUCUUGCCUUCAGCCUGUGCAUCACACAAAGUAACUCACAGAUACACAAGGAACACAGAGUUUCAGUGCAAGUUUGUGCAGGUUCACAAUGAAGGACACAUUCCAACAUGGAUCUACAGCUGAGAGUGAUCAGUCCUGUCAGCCUCAUGAGCAAAUAUACUAACACACACGCUCCACGCUCCUUUCUAAAUCUGUGUGUGUGUGUGUGUGUGUGUGUGUGUGUGUGUGUGUGUGUGUGUGCCCGCCCAAUAGAGCAGAGGGCAGGCAGACUCUUUGUAGUAAAUAAUGGAGUGUGAGUGACUGUGUGUUUAUGACCAAAGGGGGGAAAGCCUGUCAACAGAGCCUCUCUGUUACCAUCUGCUGUGUGCCCCCCCCCACCCCCGACUUUCUAUUAGUUUCUCUGACUCCAAAAUGACUGUUGACUGUUUAUUGUUUGCUUAAACAUCAUUUCUGAUGAUUGUUCAGCCUGGAUGAAAUAUCUUUAUUUGAACGUUUAGGUGAUAUUAAUGUGGGAGGUCAUCAUAAAGGCGACAGCCACUGUCUUUGUUGCACAUGGUCCCCCUUUCCAAACUAAACAUAUACAGCAGAGCCAGAAAACGACUUCCAGAGUGUCCCACUAGUGAAAGAAAGAAAACAGUGAAGGCACCAUGUCACCAGCACUUAAUUGGUUGGUAGUGUGCAAAAAGCCUUGUGGAAAGGUCUAACGAUUGCAUUUCCAGUAAUCCUCAUGUUCCAAUAAUCAAUAACCCAGUACUCACAAGUUCUACAUUUAGUACUAGUCAGCUAAGAUUUUUGCAGUGUGCCGUUCAUCAGUCUGAAGGACAGAGGUCUUUAAAUACCAACUGUCAGUGAAAUGAUAAGUCAUAAUAACAAAUAGUCUGUUCUGAGACCUGUCCAUGAGACUGUAGUAAGACCUGUCCAUAAGACUGUAGUGAGACCUGUCCAUGAGACUGUAGUAAGACCUGUCCAUGAGACUGUACUGAAACCUUUCCAUUAUUCUGAAGAGAGACCUGUCCAUGAGACUAUAUUGAGAGUUGUUUAUGAGUCUGUACUGAGACUGUAGUGAGACCUGUCCAUGAGUCUGUACCGAGACCUGUCCAUGAGUCUGUGCUGAGACUUGCUCAUGAGACUGAAGUGAGACCUGUCCAUGAGACUGUAGCGAACCCUGUCCAUGAGACUGUAGUGAGACCUGUCUAUGAGUCUGUGCUGAGACCUGUCUAUGAGUCUGUUUUGAGACCUGUCUAUGAGUCUGUAUUGAGACCUUUCCAAGAGUCCGUACUGAGGCCUGUCCAUGAGUCUGAAGUGAGACCUGUCUAUGAGUCUUUACUGAGACCUGUCCAUGAGUUAGUUCUGAGACCUGUCCAUGAGUCUGUAGUAAGACCUGGAAACAAAUCAUGACAGUGCAGAGGUGAGCCUUCCUGAUUAAGCUUUAAUGAAGACUCAGAUUUCAGAGAACCGGGACAGUCUGAUCAGUUUUUAUGGAAAAGAAAAUUACUGCUGUGCUGCCAAGAUUACCUGUGAUGUUACUAUGGAGGGAUUUGUUAGUAUGGUCUGGGUUUGCACUGCUGCAGUUUGGCAGAGUUGAUUUCAUCAACCUGUUAUGAUAAAUGUCUUCAAUGAAUUUUUAUCACAGAGGUUAUUUUUUCCAUCAACUUAACAACUCAAGCAUCCUUGAGAUUACUGUUGUAUUCUGUUAAAUAUUGCAGAUCAGGUUGUAUUGUACUUUUUACAUAACGUGAGGACCAGUUUAAACAUGGCAAAUAUACAUGGCCACACAUGGAGUGGCCAUGUAUAUGAAGAUGCUGUAUGACCCCUCAUUUAAGAAGGAUUUGUAUCUGGAAAGCUGGAUCAGGUGGACUGACUGUGUCAGCAUCAGACAGGCCUGAUAUUCUGAUCACGGCUGCUCUUCGUUUUCAUGCUGAUUGGAGUCUCUUUAAAAAUUCAUGCCUCCUCCACAGUCUGACUGUUGCUCUACCUCCCUGUCUUGUAGCUGGGCAGACACCACUGCUUCAUCACCCUGGUCUGUCACUAUGAUGACUUGUAUUUCCAAUGACUGUCCAUCAUGUCACAGUUGAAUCCAGGACAUCACAGCACCAUGUUUCUGAGUGUGGGAAAAUCUGUCUCUCAGAUCUCACUGGAGCUGUCACAGGGGGAGAAUCACAUGAGCACAAACACACAGCUGUGUUGUUAGCUGCUGCGGGAUGAUAUACUGACCGGUGACGACAUGACCAUAGAUCAGGAAAAAUACUGAAAAUAUUGUUACAGGAGAGCACCAUCUUUCUGUCCCUGUAUCUUUACUGCUGUCCCCUAGAUGGACUCAGACUGUGGACUCAGUGACAACAUGACGUCUGCCUUUCUGUUUAUUCAGAGCUGCAGCAGUGAAAGUUAAGGUUUUUGCUUUCACAGGGGCAUGUCUCCAUGACCUGGUUCCUUUAGACCAGCUUCCCUGGGGCUUUGACCUUUACACUUUUGUAAGUAGACUGGGCGGCAGUUAAGUUCUUGCAUUGCCUGUAGCAAAGCUGAACUUGUUGACAGUUUGUCAUCCUCUUUUAUUUUUUUGUUCUCACUGCAGGUUGAGCUCUUGUGCUUCCUAGACUGGAUAUAGAAUGGACGCCAUCUGCCUCCUCGCUGGGUGAAGCCACUGAGAGAACAGCACCCUCUGGUGACGGGUUGCAGUAUAGGUCAUAAACCUUGCCCCCUCCAGCAAUCCCUAUGGAGCUGUGAACAAACUUUAGAAAUUAAUUACAUAGUAUUUUAAAUUUUCUCCCCCUUGUUUAUGAUGUUGACAUGUAGUUAUUGUAAGACUGGUUUGUGCUCAAGUCUUCUUUUUUCUGUGCAGCUCCAUUUUUAAAAGUUAUUAGGGGGUUGAUGUUUUCUAUGAUUGACACUUGAUACAGCAUAUGGGCGUACUAAGAUUGCAUAGAUCAUUUGGGGGGUAUGCAGUUUGAGCAGAGCAUCAUCACAGCAACUCUUCCGCCAAAAACUACUGCACAAAUAUGCGUUUUAGGAACUAGAGAAAAGGAGCGAACAAACAAACUUUUAAUCAGAUUACCAAAUUAAGAGACACUCUGUAGCUCGGCAAGAGGCGCUCACACUAAAGUAUAACUUUGGUCCUCUGUCCUUAAGGACCUCUAGUCUCUGACACACACGGUUUUGCCAGCAGACUUAUCGAUGUACUUUGUACUUCUCUUUGGGGACAGAAACUAUCAGCAGAGUGAUGCUGAGGCUGUGCAGUUUAUACCUGCGGCUGGGGCUCAGAGGCAGAAUCGUCAUUCUCUCAAUCGGAAGGUCAGGGGUUUGAUCCUAGAGCUGUCCACAUACUGAAGUGUCCUUGGGUGAGACACUUGACCUCGCUGGCCAUGCCCAGUGGUGUAUGAAUAGAAUUAGUAAAAACUGAUGGACUCUGUACAUAUCAGCCUCUGCCAUCAGUGAGUGAAUGUGUUGUAAAUGGGUGAAUGUGAUGUGAUGUAAAACAGCUUUAAGUGGUCAGAGGACUAGAGAAAGAGAAAAAGAAACAGAGUUCAUUUAUUAUUUAACCAUUUACCUCUAGAAGACUUUCAUCAUGACAUAUUUCUGAAUGUUGAAACUUUUUUGUAGACAGCUGAAGUUGAACUUCCUGACUGAUGCUGAUGAUGAGGUGGGAGCAGAAACUGUUUUUACUCUGAAAAGCAGAAACAUCCAUCAGUUCAGUGUAAAUCUACUGUCCAUCCUGAGACUUCAGAGUGAAUCCAAAGCAGAACUGUCAGCAUGUCGUCAUUAUUCAUGUGUUUAUUCUGAGCUGGUUUGAAAAGAGUGCACAUGAACAGUGAUUUCUCUUUCACAUCUUUGUUACCUCACACACUUGUUGUGGGUUUGAUUGGGUUUACCUUCCCUGCUGUGGUAGUAAACUGUCAGCUCUGCUUCUAUCCCAUCAUCCGUUCAUUUUCUGUCUUUUUCUCCACACUCUGACCCAGGGUUAUGGUUUCUCUUUGAAAGAAUGAUGUUUUCUGGUUACUCGUGUUCCAGCUGCUGCCUUCCUGUUUGACUGGAAAAUGAACAGGAAGAGGAGAGUCCGGAUCAAAAUCUGAGUUAAAAAUGCAGCUCUCAGGGAAACAGUUAGACAACAGUGAGCAGCUGUACUCCUCGUUGUUCUUCGUGUCGAAAUUUUUGAUUCAGGUGUCUUUAAUCUGCACCACACCAACACUUAUCACAGACAAGUUUUAUCGCUCAGUGUUUGACACAGAAAAGGUCACUUAGUUAAGAAUUAAAGAAUAUGAUGAUUUAGAGCCUGAGUGUCCAAAGAAUAAAAAUUCUUUGAUUUAAUCAGGAUCCCCAUCUGAUAAAGAUUCAGAGACAGAUAUAGGUUGGUAAUGGUGAAUAACUAAUAAGCCAAUAUUGACUGUUGUGCAUUUUAGUUGUGAUUUUUCUGAGGAGCAUUUUGUAACUAGGCCUUUUUUGAGAAUAAUGUGUAUUUGUUUGUCUCUGAAGUAUGAGGAUAAAAACCAUCUAAAUUCCCCCCUCAGAGGUCUGUGGACAGCUCUUAUCUCUCCACUGUCAGCGCUGGUUUAGCUUUAAGAUAUGCUUAAAAAAUCCUCCCAGGCUUUGGUGAUAGUUGGCCUCAAUCUCUGUGGGCCAAGAAAAGCUCUGUGCCUUCCUGUUUCCCUCCCCCUGCUGCCUCCUCUGCUCCCCUCAGGAGGUGGAGGAGGAGGGUGCUGAGGAGCGCUGGAGCUCUGGGAAACACUCCUGGGUAGAAGAGGAAGGAAAUGAUGCAGGUUUAAUAUUUGCAGCUGGGAGCUUAAAGAAAGUCUGCCUACCUGACCCCGUUGUUUCCUGAAGUAGCCUCUACAUGAACAGAUGACAGAGCAGGGCCUCACUAAAGGAUGUUUUUUUCAAAGCAGACUCUGUUGUUGAGCCUACAGUGACAGAGUUUAACAGUGAGGAGAGAGAGAGAGCACAUUUAGGAGUAAUGACAGGUGUAUCUCACAGCUUUGAAAAAGGAAACACCUGAGGACCCUGGGACCUGGUUUAGGGGACCAAACAUUCUGGGCUGCUUGACCUCCUAAAUCCCUGCUCUAAUGUUUUCCUUUAAUCUUCAUUUGUAGAUACUUUGUUUUGUGUAAAAUUAUGUCAGACUUUUAACAACAAUGCACUCCUAUCAACCAGUCAAUCACUUCAUUUAAUACUGCCAGGAUCAUUACUAAAACUUUAACAUUUAAAGGGAUAUUCCGGCGUAAAUUUAAGAUAUGGUCAUACACACUGCAACACUGAGUUAGGCACCCCCUUAAGAGAUGAAUGUUACCAACUGCUUACUUCUCUAGCUGUAUCAACUUUAGUAAUGUUCUUCCUUGAGCUGCGAAACUCCCCUGCACACAGUGAUCAACUCGUCAGGGCUCCCCCACAAACAAGUGGCUGCUGGAGGAGAGUGGGUGAGUUGUGUUUGGUCUCUUUGCACAUGGAGAUGUAGACCGCUAAGUAUUGCUAUCGUGCGGUCGUUACUGAAGUUUGUGUAAAUGGAGAAGCAGACAGUUGGCAACAUGUAUCUCUGGAGGGGGUUUCUAACUCAGUGUUCUGGUGUGUUUGACCGUAACUCAAUUUUACAUCGGAGUUGGUUUAAGAGCUUUAAGAGUUGGUUUUCUUCAUACUGGUGCUGAAGUCUUUUAGCAGCACAGCCUUGCUGCUGUUUUUGGUCUCUCUUUAAAUGUCUGUGUGAUCGAUGCAUUAAGGUGUCAGUUUAGAGUCCUAUAGCACAAUGACAGAGACCAGGAGUCCCAAGGCUAAUAGGUAUGGGGACAGCAUUGAGAGGAAACAUGUCUGUAGCCUCAGUGACAUCACUCAGUGGUUUCUGAGGAGGACUUUUGAAGCCCAGCAGUCCCCAUGUUAGAACUGCUGGUUUUACCUAACUUUAUGUUGACCAUGCAAAAUGCAAAGAGGUGGAGUUAGGACGGGCAUGCACAUCUGUGAGUCCACUCAGCUGUGCCUCUAAUGAAGCCCACAUGACAUCCUUCAUGACUACAUCCACAUUCAGCCUGAGGACAGAGUGUUUAGACCGAAACUUUGUCCCAGACUGUAAACUUACAGAUUUCUGCUUUAAAAGUGGGUUUUUAUAGUGGAUCAUGUGUAUGUGCUGCCCAAGGCUCAGUGGACACUUGAACGGCAGCUUUGAACACUGGACUUCAUUUCUCAAGCCUGGUGGUCUCCACGAGAGGAAAAUUCAGGAUCUAGGGACAGAUUCUUGGAAAUGAUGUUGUCUUGAGUCAAGUGGAGUCAGUGGAAGGUGAGAAAAUGUGGGAUGAGUGCUGGAUUAGUUCCUGUUAACUCUGCUCUGAAGUCCUCCGACAUGUGUGUGAUUCAUUGUGUCUGCAUGUGUUGGUCUGUCUGAGUCGUAUUGGCCUUUUUCUCUCCCCUCUGAGAUUCGCCAAGCACAGACUCUUGACUCUUUCAAGUCUGCUCUGAAGCUACACUUGUUUAUCCAGGUUUUUGGUAUCUAGUUAUGUUUACUGUAGUGUGUUGUUUAGCGCUUUGGGUAUCUUGAAAGGCACUAUACAAAUGCAAGAUAUUAUUAUUAUUAUUUUGAGCAGUUUUUCAUGGAGCAGCAGGACUGGUCUCAGUGUCGGUCCUGUGUGCCAGCUGUCAGUCUUACUUUUGGUGUUUUAGUUUUAUAGCGGCUGAAAACUUUUCCUCUUGUGAGGCUAGUGCUGGACGAUAAUUCGAUAACAAUAUAUAUCGAUCGAUAGACGUGUGGUGCGAUAGAAAAAAAACGGGUCGAUAAAAAGUUCGAUGGAAAAACACAGUUUCCCUUUCUUUUUCAUCAUAGCCUAUCAUAGCUUUUACUAUAGUCAUUACUUCCUCCCAACCAAUCACAAACGCAGACCCAGGUACGCUACGGCACCAAGCCCAGCCCCUAUCAAACCACAACAGACAGCACGUGUAUUAGAAAUAAUGUUACAGCAAGGAGAAGCGGAGGAAAUUGCCCCGAAAAAAGGUUUCAGUAGUUCACCAGCAUGGCAAUGUUUUGGUUUUUAGAAGUCUGACAAAAAGCGAACAGCGGUCGUUUGCAAAAUUUGCAGAGAAUUUGUAAAAACCAAGUCUGGUAACACAACCAACUUGUUUUACCAUCUAAACCGAUCGAACCCGCAGGAGUACGAGCUGUGUCGGCCGCGCCGCGGCUCCACGUCAUCGUCGGAGGAAUCCUCCGGAACCGCUGCCAGCACCAGCACAAAGCAAGUGAAGCAGACCAAACUGGACUUCAUUUCUUGCCAAAAUACGACAAAGCGUCCGAGCGGCAUAAGGACAUCACCCAUGCAGUAACAUGCUCCAUAGCGAGGGACAUACUGCCAAUAACUACCGUUGAAAAGCCUGGCUUCGACCAGCUUCUAGCCACUCUCGACCCGCGAUAUGAAGUGCCCGGCCGCAAGUAUUUCUCAAACACAGCGCUUCAGGCAUGAAAAUGGGUCAGGGGUUGAAAAGGUGAGAAGGGUGCGGACACAGUUAAAACUGGUAGUAUGCUAUUCCCACCUAAAGCUAUUCUGUUUAUUUAUAUAUUUGUUUGUUUUGUUUAUUUUCAUCAAAAGACUAUUUAAAUAUUUAUUUAUCAGAUUUUCUGGUCACUUUAGUCUUUAUGUUUGUCAGUAUUUACUGACGUCACUCAGGCCACUUAAGUUGAUUUUUUUUUUUUUAGUUCCUUUUUAAAAAACUUUCAGUUGUGGUAAAAUAAAAAAAGUGGUUGAAUAAAGGUUUGAAUUUGAAUUCAGUGCUUGUGUGUUCUUUAUUAAAAGUAGGUCAUUAAGCAAAGGCAUAAAACAUCCAGGGCUGCAAUUAAAAUAUAUGUUAAAUAAUUAUAAUAAUUAUAUCGAUAAUUAUCGAUAUCGAUCAAUAUGAUUUAUUUUUUAUCGAUAUGCUUUUUUCUAUAUCGUCCAGGCCUACGUGAGGCCCUUUAGUGCUGAAGUCAGUGAUUUCUUUGCUUUGUUUGUUUUCUGGAAUUAAAUUUCUCUAUAUUUUGAUGACCUUUAAAUUUCUUAAUCCACGUCUCUGCACCAAGAGACGCAGACACACAUUUUCUACUGAAAUCUGAGGGACAUGUUUUCUUGUUUCUGUCUCCAGGCGGGUCAACGGCUGAUGAAAAUGAUCUUUUCCUAAGUAUUCCUGCUCUUAAGCUGCAACUCCCCCAACCCCCCUCAUCUUCUUCACUGUCCUCACCCGUACCACUGCCGCUGACAUGAACCACACCCCAAGCCCCCAUCUGUCCGAAGGUGGGAAGUCAGCUGGAGGAGGCCUGCUGUGCAGCCUUGGUCUGGCGACCGACAGGGGGAUUCGCUCACCAGACAGCCUAACCCACACCCCCAGCCCUACUGGAGGAACCCCCAGCUCCAGCCCCCCGCUGCUGUUGUCACCCGGUUUAGGGGGCCUCGGACUAGGGUCUCUGGGAGCCAUGUGUGAGGGAGCCGGGGCCGACUGGGAGAGCAGAGAGGAGCUGAGGCUCAGGGAGCUGGAGGAGGCUCGGGCCCGAGCGGCUCAGAUGGAGAAAACCAUGAGGUGGUGGUCAGACUGCACCGCCAACUGGAGAGAGAAGUGGAGCAAGGUGAGCUUCAAUGGAUUUGGGUGUAUUAAAAAACAACAACAACAAAAAAAAAACAUCCAAACACACCUUAAGAGUCCACACACUUGGACUGAACAUGAACAAAGACAGACGUCUGUCAUUUCAUGUAGACGUGUUUUUCUUUUGUUUCUCGAGCAACACCAAUAAUUCUGCUCUUUUUUAAAAAUCUGUCAUAUCCAGGUUCGAGCAGAGCGAAAUCGUGCACGUGAUGAGGUGCGUCAGCUGAGGCAGCGGCUUGAUACCCUCACCAAAGAACUGACCAGUGUUCGACGGGAACGGCAGGAACUGGUCUCAGAGAACGAGACACUUCGACAGGAGACGCUGCACCUCCGCGGUGACGCCGCUCCUCCUCUGCCUGUUGCUUCUCCAUCAUCCUCGCCCGCACAUCCUUCUUCCACCUCCUCUCCAUCCAUCCCUCCAUCCUCCCCUGCUUCCUCCUCCUCCUCUCAGGUCCAGGCUGAUGGCAAACUGGACAGAAUGGGAGAGGCACCACCAGGGUCUCCAGAGCCAGAACCAGUUAGGGACGUGGACCUGGACAGACAAAAGAUUACUCAACCAAAGGUGAGUCUACAGUACUAACUCUAACUUUGACCUCGAUUUUAGAAGAAUCUGGAGAGACUAGAUUGUUUUUUUCUGCAACAGUCUGGCUGUUGUGAUACCACUGUCACAGGUGAAGAGAGGCUGUGGGAAAGGGUGCUAAACCGGGGAGAGGGGAGAGUGAAAGGUUUAAACCCUCCACAUGUUUGUCUUACCCUCCCUUUUCUUCACUGAUGAGGUUUUUACUCCAGCUGAUUUAGCUCUCUUAGUUUGUAUUUAAAGCUGCUUCAGUAGUCCAAAAUCAUAAAUCUCUGCCAUAUCAUCAGGAAAGGCAAAACAAAGGUUUAUAGGAUGAAAGCAGAUAAGUUCCCUGUUAAUUCUUGUAAUGUCAUGAAGUUAAAGUAAAAGUCAGAAACCUAAAAUCAAAGAAUAAUUCAGUAGUUUUUUUUAAAGAGUUAAUAUUACCAAGUUACCAUUGCUCCAUAAAAAAAAACAAAAAAAAAACAGGUAGGGUGACCAUAUUCAGAAUCCCCAAAAAGAGGGCACUACUGCGCGGGGUGGAGUCACGGAGUCCUACUUAGUUAAUUUUGAGAGUUUUUCCGGUCAGGUCGAGUGUUUUUUUUUUACACGCCUCUAACUCAGUAAGUCUAUGCGGCACAAACUCAAAACUUCCAUACAAAACCCUGGAUAUUUGAAGGAUUUUAUAAACUCUCCUGGACAAGGUCAGACAGCCCCCCCAAAAAAGAGGACAUGUCCGGGUAAAAGAGGACGUAUGGUCACCCUAAAACAGGUGUUUUGUGAAUUACUAAACCAGCAGCAGAAUGUGACCUUCUUUAUAUAUUAAACUUUCCAACAUCAUCAUUGUUUUGUUUUGUGUUGUCUUUUUAACCAUGGACUGAGUCUAGGAAGUGAAUUUCAGAUACUGAAACCAAAAAUAAAGAUUCCAGUGGUCAGAGACCAGGUGAAAGGUGGAAUCAUGUUAGGAAAGGUUUUCAUACACUUCAUUGCAGUCAUCUACCUGUGUGACAGACCGCAGAUUAAAACACUUCAACUUGUGGAGUCAAGAAGCUUUAUGUACUUCUUACAAAGUGCAAACUGUUUAUUCCAUUGUGUUAAUUCAGACAGAGAAUUUCCUCUAAUUGUCUUAGUUAAGAUGUAAUGUUUACAUGCGGUCAAUACAACUGUCCAAAAGUUUGAAUUGUUUUCCAGUAUUAUAGUCCACACAGUGUCAGUUAUUUCUACUAAUGCAAGAGAUCUGACAGCCAGACUAGAGUGGAUCACGUUAUUAGGGCCUGAUCAGUACAGCAUGUGGUGACUAACAGGAGCAGUUUUCCUACAGAAGAAGAUCAAAUUAAAGCGUUGAGACAAACUGUUCAAUACUUCUCAUUUUUAAAUUUACACGUCAGGUUGUUAUUGCUGCUGCAGCAGGAUAAUGGAGCUCACUGUCUCUCUUUGCAGGCCUGCUCCUCACUUUUAAUUGCUCCUCCAGUGAUGUCGUCCUGAUAGAUGGGACAGUCUCUCUGACACCGGUGUGCUUGUGUUCUCAGCUGGUUAAUGGACAGAGUGACCUGAGCCUCAGUGAAUCUAGGCCAGACUGGCUGCUGUUCUGUCCUGUGCGUGUGUGUUUGGGGGUUGUCCUAUUUUAGAUGUACUUGCAGUGUGCGUCCCCAGUUACACACACACACAGAGUCCCCACUUGCUUCUUGUCCCUGAAGGCUUUCCAAUGCCGCAGUACUUCUUCUCUGUCAGGGGGGUCCUAUACAGACCAUCAUAGACCUUCUUCUGACCGUAUAAAGAGAGAGGGUGUUUAUUAUAGUAAAGUCAUGGGAUGUAAACCAUAUCUGCCUCUGCAAAGAGGACACACUUGAGGCAGCAGCAGUUGUCUGCAUGUUGAUGUAAAAAAUGAAAGUUUCCUUGAAAGUGGAGAAAUGAGACUGAAGUGUGUGUCAGGAGCUCUGUAGUGUAUUUGGGGCACCAGUCCCCCAAAGUGGUUUUUGUCCUAUUAUGUCCUCUAACAGGCGAGGGUGGGUGCUGCCCCCCUGCUCAGGUCUGUAUCAUUUCAUUUUUUAUGUGCCACUGUCAAGGACCUUAUUUCCACAGGGGCUCAUAGGGUCAACACAUCCAUAUCACUCUCCCUGUUUCAAUCUCCGUUUUUCCUCUAAACACAACUCAACCAUCCUUCACUCACAGUCAGAGACUUAUAGAGGACUUAAACUCAGUCCUCACAGGGUCACCCUAACAGAAGACUGUCAAAUGAUAUGGGACAGAUGUGACUCUGAACACACACACUUUAAUCCAUCAAAGAGGCUCAGCAGUUAUCUCGUCAUUGAUAAAAGCCUUUACCUCACUAUGAAAAAGAGGACGUUUUCCAUACCACAGCACUUUGAUCAACCCCUAUUUUCUCCUUCUACUACUUGAUUACUCGAGUCAAAGUAUGAAUCCUCCUGGUCCAGUACUACUCCAGUUAAGAUGCUCAGGCAGUUAUUACCUGAGUUACAGUACUGUAGUACUUGCUUUUUAAGAAUACUUAAGUUGUAUAUCUUUAUGUUGUUGUGUUUUCCCUUUGCAGUAGGGAUGGGCGAUAUGGGCUAAAAAAAUUAUCACGAUAAGAUUUGCCAUUCUGGCGAUUACAAUGAAAGUCCUGAUAAAAGAUAUUAUAAUUCCAGUAUAUACUUUUGCUUAUGUCAUCAACUUGCUUUUAUCAUAUUAAUUAUGAGAUGGCAAAUAUUUAUCAUGGAGGAUUUUUCUGACCAUAUAUUGUGAACGAUAAUUUAUCACCCAUCCCUAGAGUGCAAUCAAAAAAACAUUUUACAUCACAUUAACAAACAUUUAGUUUGCUGCUCUGAAACAAUGGGAACAAGAGAAAACAUCAACCUAAGCACCUCUUGCUUCUUCCACUUCUCUGCUACAGUGUCAGUACCUGAUAUAUCCUAAAUUACAGACAGAGAAAAGGGAAUGAAAACAGAAACUACAGUGACAGACCUAAAAUGGUUAUAAUGUUCACUUAGGAUCAAACUAAUGUUAAACUACAUACCUUGACAUGCUCACUCAGGUUGGAUGGUACAUUCAUAUAUAAAUAUUAAUCAGCUAAAGAAACCUCAGCAGCUUUCUAUAGAGCAAAAGAAACAGGUAACAUGAACAUUCAGAGAAAUGUAGUGAAGAUGAAAGUGUGACUUUUGUCUUUCCAAUGUAGUCAAAGUAAUAAGUUUCACCCAUAAAAAUAAUCUUGAAGUGAAAAAAGAAACUCAGAAACUUCAGUAAUCAAUCAAUCAAUGAAGUGACUUUCCAACUGACCAACACUGAUGAGUUGAAGUCAGAGCAGCAGUGAAGAGAGAUCCCUGUCGUGGUAUAUCACACUCCACCUCCAGCCAGCUCAGUCUGUGUUGCCAUAGUUACACAUUUUGAUUCACUUAUACACACACACACACACACACACACACACACACACACACACACACACACACACUUGAGUGUGCUCUGAGUACAGUAAUCAGAUCGAACCUUGAUAACAUGUGUGUCAGUGGGCGUAGUGGUUCUGGUCUUGGAGUUGUGGUGACCUGGUGCUCAAACACAGCAGAGCCUCAUUUCCUGUCUCUCUUCAUUGUUCUGGUUCUCACACACACUGAGUGCUUCCACAUGUCCCACAGGCCGGUCUUUGGAACUGUCAUCUGUGACACACCGUGGCCCCCUGUUGGGCAUGACCUGUAAUGACAGCAGCGCCCUUUUCCCCUGGACAUAGUUCAACACAGCAGGAUGACAGUUCACGGUCAGGCAUCAUGAGGCUUUAAGGAGGGAGUGCCACAUCCAGUUCAUCAGGCAGUUGUUUUUGUGAAACCACAGUGUCUGUUUGAGUUCGAAGAACAACACUGUUUGUAGGUUAACUUUAACACAUGUUCAAAUAAGUGUAAGAAAAAGCUUGUAAAAUGAAUUCACAUAGACGUGAUGUUGUUCCUAACCUCAGAGGACUACUUAAAAGCUCACAUCAUUAACCUUUAAUUGAUGAGUUUUCUUUAGUAAUUUUAGUUAACACACCCAGAACAUGACGAUGAUGAUGAUGAUGAUGACUGCAGCAGCUUUUGGAUUUGAGUUCUUGUCAUCCAUUUUUCAUCUAAAGGAAAACAAGUUCUGUUGUUGUCUCUUAUUGUGCUUUUGGUUGGCAAUGAAAACUGAUACAAAAAUGGGUUUUCAGCUUUUUUUUAUCUUUGGUUUUACUAUGAAAAAUGAAUGAGAAAUUGAUUCACAAAUUCUCCAAACAAACUCUGUUCAUUCAAACUAUUUCAUGCGGUCCAACAUAUUGUCAUGGUUAAAGAGAUUUUCCUCUCAGUCACAGAAUAAGAUAUUUACACAAUGAGCUCACAAAGACUCUGUAAUGAUUAUCUUAAAGCACCACACAGUGUGACGGUGGCCAUGGGAGACAGACCUCCCAUAUUACAGCUGGCAGAGGCUUUCAAUGAUAGUGUGGGGAAAACAUUUGGCUUUCACUGAUGCAGUGCCAAAGCAGACAGAUUUACCACACUGAGAAGAGGAAAAGCUCAAUUUUCUCAAUUUAUUUCUGUUCAGGCCAUUAAAUUUAAUGAGGAGUAACAAUCUCUGGUCACAAAGAUCUACCUGAUCGUUUCAGGGCUCUGCUGUGACAGCGUGUUGGCAGAAAGCUGAGCUCUGUAUGAAAGAAUUUGGUUUGUAGCCUUGAGAGGAGUAGCAGGCGGAGGGCAAGACAGUGAGGACAGAGAGAGAGAGGAAAGAGAGAGGGAUGCCAACGAAGCCAAGGAGGAAUCCUCUCCAACCGUUUAGCUCCGUAUGAGUUCAUAAAACACAUGUAGUCUGUGGUCUGGAUUGGGAUCAAAGCUUCUGUGGAUGACUGAAAACUAAAAGAAGUCUUUAUCCCCGCUUACUUAAGUUUGUGAAUGUUAGAAGAGUAAACUAUUCCAAAGUCAUGAAGUCAAUUUCUGCCUGUGACCACCCUGAAGAGUGAAACUGUACCCACAGAGUCUCCUGUCGUCCCUCACUCUACAGAACCACAGGUACAGGGCAUAUAUAUCUGGAUCAAACCAAAGUAACUCUCUUUCAUUCUCUGGACUUCCUGCAAUUAACCAUUUUGACUAUAAAAAAAUAACCAUUCUCCAGGAGCAUGUGUGUAUAUAAGAGGUCGUAGACACAGUUCCUCUUUUAUCUAGAACUAGGGCUGGGCGAUAAAACGAUAAGGAUAUUUAUCGAAAACUAAUUUCCCUCAUCAUCGAUUUGAAGCAUGGUCAAUAUGCUUUUCAAUAGUCGGCAUUCUGCCAUGUUUUGGUAGACUAUACGAAUAGCCAAUGAAAAGUGGAGUUGCUCCUGGGUCCGUUUUGCGCUGAACCAAUCAUGUGCUGAAUUAGAACCAAGUAGCAAACAACUGCUUAGUAGCAGGCUGCAGCUACACGCAACCAUAGCACUGUAACACAUAGAGCUGACAGCACUGUCUGUGAGAAAAAAGAAAAUGAGUGCUACCCCCGACAGAAAUGAUGAUGAAAGCUCAACAGAUGAUGACAUCGUUGACAACACUGGCACGAAAACGUUGGUGGUGUGGAGGUAUUUUGUUGUUUUUUAUUCCAGUCGGACAUGAAGCAGAGUAAAGUGCACUGCAAAUUAUGUCGAGUACAUGUACUCGCAAAGUUGAGGAAUACCUUUAAUCUUUUUCACCACCUUAAGCAGUGCCACGCGGCAGAGCACACACAAUGCAAAAGGUUACAAACCCCGAGUGGAGCAAGGAGCUCAUGGCGCCUGUGCAGCUGAAACAGCCGACCACUCAGUCUGCUUUCUCUAACCUCACAGAUGCAGUAGCUUAUUGUAUUGCAAAAGACAUGCUACCAAUAAGCACUGUUAAAUUUUAUUUAAGAGUAACAGGGAACCUUUCAGCUUGACAAGUGAUUUUUUAUAUAUUGUGAUGUAGAUCGAUAUCAACUGAUAUGAAAAAAAUAUAUCAUGACAAACUUUUUCCUAUAUCGCCCAGCCCUAUCUAGAACCUAUUAACAGCUUUUCCAACCAGUUUCUCUUUGUGACAGUUUGUUGUUGUCUCGACAGAGCUUUAAUCAGAAACACUCUGGUGUAAAUGUCCCUUUAAUCCACUCACAUGUAUCCCCCCCCUCUGUCUGUGAUAGGACCUGGAGGCCAUAGAGACCGUCCUACAUUCCAGGACCCCUGAAGGAGACCCUCAGGAGGCCUGGGAAAACCGUGGUGGUGUGAACCUGCCCAGCUCACGUUCAUCCUCUGCUCUGAGCCGGCAGGAACGCAGCAGACAGCUGUGGGAGGACUUCAGCACAGUAGAAGAAGAUUCCAGCAGACUCAACGCUCUACAGCUCCGCCUGGACGAGUCCCAGAAAGUCCUCCUGAAAGAGAGAGAGUAAGAGAGACAGAAAUGCACUCCACCGUACAAGCUGUGGCAUGAGUUAGGUAGGAGGGGUUUUAUGGUGAUGUACAAAACACUUCAAUUGAAGCAGAGCGAGGAAAUGAAAUUUCUAGACCUCAGGCAUCAUCCCACGACGCUCUUCCAGAUCUGUACCAGUGACAUAUAUAUAUAUAUCAAGGCUACAGAAGCAGAAGAAAAUCAAAUUUAAAUACAAGACAGAGCAAAUCCAGUCUGUGAGCAGAGGAAACAGAAGAAUAGAUCAUGAAAUAAUGCAGAAUUGGACGUAAAGUGAAAUAUCACAGACAGGUUGUGCCUGUGUCAAAAUAUAAUGUGAACAAAACGAGGAUAUAGUGUAAAGAGCCAACCAUAAAUCAGCCGAUGGAGCAGCAGUUACUACACCAGGAAGUUGGUCCAUCAGGAUUUAUGUGUUAUUUAUAGAGGCUCUGGUAUGUGGUUCAAAGAGGUCAUCAGACCUCCACUGAAGGACUCCACAAUUACUUGAGACUUGAGUGACCUUCACCCCACAGCAGAGACAGACUGAUGAGAAAACUGUGGCUGUAGGGAAAGGAAGGAGAUAGCUAGUUAACAAGGUCAAUAAAUUCAGACCUGCGUCAUCCUCUGGCUCUGCUGUGUCCUCUUUGUGCCCUUUUGGAGGGAGGCCAAUAUUACUGCUGAUUUUCCUCCUCCAACGCUGUAGAUACUUGAAAGGUCACAUUAAUAUUUGAUUAUUUUUCGGUAAAAACAGACAAGUAAGCAUCAUGCCACAUACUCAGAAUUCCCUCUACCACGAGGGCUUAGAUUCAGAACUCUGGAACAAUCUGGCCCACUCUACGUACCGACUUCAACUUUCAGCCAUGAGUGAAAUGUAGACCCAGACAAAUAUGCAGGUCUUUAAUCAGAGGGGAUGAUGGUUUUAAAUCAGUUUUAAAGGAACAGUUUUUGGAAAUGGAAAAAGUAAGUGAUUUUCGGUGAUAUAUGCUCCCCUGCUCACCUUCUCAUCGAUAAAAUAUCAGGACUCGCAUGAAAGUUGAAACGCUCAACAAAAAAAUAAAAAAUUCAGCAGACCACUGGAUGUUGACUAACUUGGAUGGUCUUCAAUCUUCCGUUCUCCAGUGGGUUGGGAGAAUCUCAAAUGAUGAAAACAAAGGGGGUGUUCUGAGAAAGACUGUUACCUGUGAACCGGGGGUGUUCUGAAAACACCCCCAUUAGCACUUGGUACGUUCCUCCUGAUGAAAUUAAACACAAACUGUAAAUUGACACAGAAAAAAAUCGAGUCGACCAAUCAGAACUUUGGUCGACUUAGCAAGUAUCGACCAAUAAGUCGACUUGUUGACUAGGACAGCCCUGGUGGCCACCAAGGAGAAGACGCUCUCAUGAUGAAUAUCUUCUUACUUACGCAAAGCUAUAAACAUUUAUGAGCCGUUAUUUUGUAUAGAAACAAGCUUAGUGGUGGGGGCUUACAGUCCUGUGAAGUGAUGUAAGAAUGUGGAAAUGUGAAGAUUAUAACAUCUAUCUGAGAGUCUUUAGCUCCCUGAAUCUAAACCUAACUAGGUUACUGAAACAGUGUGAUCAAGUGCUGAAAUGUUGUCCUUUCAUUGUGUUUUCUCCAGAGACAAGCUGGCUCUGAGUAAGAGCAUCGAGAGACUGGAGGCUGAACUCAGUCAGUGGAAGUUUAAAUAUGAGGAGCUCAACAAGAGUAAACAGGAAGCCCUCAAACAGGUGAGAUAUGACAUCCAUGAAGUCAAUAUUUUGGAGUGCUGUUUAAAACAUCCAGCAUGCAUCUAAGAUAAAAGGGUGAGGAAGGAAAAGAAAGACUCCUUCUGGUCCAGUUCUGUGGCUGUUGAGGUUAGUUUCAUUCAUGGUGGAGACACAAGUUCACAUGAGGGGUGUUAAAUACUAUCUGACCAGACUUACUUUCAAGACCUGUGUGUGUGUUCCUGGGUGACAUAAAUCAGGCUUAAAGGUGAUGAUGAUGUAAUGAUGACAUGAAGACAGGAUGAGUGAAGUGAAAAUGAAAUUACUGUAAUGCUUUCAGAGAUCUAAAAUGUAUUCCAAAUGCUAUAAUAAUAAUGUUUUAACAAAGUUGUAUGGAAAGGAACAUGCAGAGGCACAUUUAAAUUGUCUACUUCCACAAAAAUCUUCCUUCAAAACAACUGCAGGAACUUCCACCUCUGACCACAACAUCUGUCUCUGCCUUUAGUUAGAGGCCACAUGUUACCAAUGCUGAAGACACAUGCUUUUCAUUCAUCAGCAGGGUGUCCUGAUUUGGGUCUGUCACCUGGUCUUUAUUGGACUCAGGGAUAUGAAACAUCUUUCUUAAGUAAUAAUAAUGUCAACCUGAACUGUGUCUGGACCUGGAAGCAGAUACUGUGUAGAGUUAAAUGCACAUUUAAGUACUUCGACCACGUGGAUUCAAACUAUAGUUACUAUAGUAUUAAAUCUUGAGGACCCGCAGAGUUGACGUCACUCUUCUGAACAUAUUUUUCAGCUUACCCAUCACAGCAGAGAUCCCUCAGGUUUGUACAGUCCACAGCAGGAUGAUGGACUCUACCACUGAGCCACAGCUGUCCUUUAAGAUAACAGAAGUGCAGAGACUGCUAUCUUUAUUUUGUUCUACUGACCAAUCAGAAGCUUUACCUAUAAUCACCUGACCUGUCCAAGUCCAAUCAGAAGCCAGACUUUCUUGUCUAGGGCAGUUAGUAUUGACACUGUGUAUGUUUACAUGUACAGUGAAGUCGAGCUCCUGUUUGGAGAUUUGGAGAUUUCACCGGACCACUGUCCCCGCUCUUCUCUUUGGAGUGAUAAUCUCCUUCAAAUGAAUGUCAGGAUUAGACCAUCAUAUUAUCUCUAUGCACUGUUAACAUUGAGUGUAUUUUAGUUUUCAUGGUCCAUAAAGGGAAGAACCUGUCUCAUGUUUUGGCAGUGUUACGCCACAGGGGGGCAGUCCAGGUCUGCAGAGAGGAGGGACUGGGUUCAUAUAAUGAGCCAAUGAGCACAGCUCUCAUGGAGGAGCUCAAUGGAUGACCAAUUCGGAUAGAUACAUCAUAGAGAGGAGUAGAAAGAGGGAUAGGUCAGAAGAUACAAGAUCUGUGCAGAUAGUGAUGAUGUGUGUUUUGAAGAUAAGGAGGAAGAAGAAAUAAAGAUGGCAGCAGGGAUGGGUGAGGUGGAUCAGAUAAGAUUAUGGAGGGAUGAAAAAAGAUGACAGAGCUUUUCUACAUGAUUUUGGUUCCACAUACUUCAACAUCACAGAAGCGUUUGACUGCACAAAGGGACAAUUUUUAAAAUGAAGAGGGGCAAAAACUCCCUUUAACAAAAAUAAUGAGCAGUGACAAAAGUUUGAAUGAUGUGUAAUUCAUGAGCAGACACUGAAGUGGUUCCACUGCUUCAGAUUGAAAUCAGUCAGAAUAUAAACUGUGGUCCAGAAGGAUAUAGGAGUGAUUAUUUGUGUUUGUGCAAAUGAAUUUUAAAAAGCUAAAAACAUACUUUAGUUUUUGAAUAACAGUCAUACUAUAUGAACACUAAAGAGCAGGAUAUCACCCUCACCCACUUCACCUUUUGUCCGGUUUCUCUCACCCUAACACCUUCCAGCUGAACCUGCUGAAGGAAAUUCACCAGGAUGAACUUGGUCGCAUAUCUGAAGACUUGGAGGAUGAACUGGGAGCCCGGACCAGUAUGGACAAGAAACUAGCAGAGCUGCGAGCAGAGGUAAGGAGAGGUUAGGCGGGUGGAUCACUUUAAAGCAGCAGCAGGGAGGAGGAGGAAGAGGAGGAGCAGGAGUGUGAGGUAAAGGAGAGAAGGAUGGACAAAAGUCAGCCCAUCAGGUUCUUUGCUGCAUUGUCGUGUUUCAAAGAGGAUUAGGGCCACAAGAAGAGGAAUGAAUAAUUACAGGAGAAGGAUUUUUUUUAAUUUCCAUUUCGAGAUUAAAGUUGAAAUUUUAAAAAGUUGAAAUUUCAACUUUUUUCAUGUCGACUUUGAUCUCGAAAUUUUAAUUUUUCUAAUCAUCUCAAAAUUUCAACAUUACUCACAUCAUUUCAACAUCUUGUGAUCUUGAAAUUUCGACUUUAUUCUUGAACUUUCGACUUUAUUCUUGAACUUUCGACUUUAAUCUCGAAAUUUUGCCCUUAAUCUCCUUCCUGUAAUUAUUUUUUCUCUCUUCAUGUGGCGCUAAUCCUCUUUUGUAGAUUUGAGAGUCAGUUUGAUCCAUUAUUGAUACUUUAGAAAAAAUCAUUACACACUCUCCCACCUUCUUCAGUUUAACACUCAAAAAUCCAGAUUACACUGCCACCUUGUGGUUGCCUCAGGAUCAUUCAGUUAUCUGUCGUACAGUAUUUCCAAAUGUCAGGAACAGGUAUUAGCUUUGCUGAAAUCACUGAUGAGAGGACCUGUGUGGUCACAUCAUCAGUCCACUAAAGGUACUUUCAGUGUUUUCCCUUCAUUAACCAUCAUGUUGUCUGUGUCUCUGUCAGAUGGAGAGGCUGCAGGUGGAGAACGCUGCAGAGUGGGGGCGCAGGGAGCGUUUGGAAACAGAAAAACUGGCCCUGGAGCGAGACAACAAGAAGCUGAGGGCUCAGGCUGAGGACCUGGAGGAGCAACUGGCCAAAAAACGUCGGCAGGCGGCCUCCGCACUUGACACAGACCUCAAGGCGAUCCAGACAGAGCUGUUUGAGAGGAACAAGGUGAGCUGAACAACCGUUUACAAAGUCCAUAGAAGGUGUGGUACAUUUAAGACGUCCACUUCUUUAGUGGUCAGUCCUUUAUUUAGGUUUAAAAACUACAGUGUUAAAGAAAAAGAAACAAAAACUGCAGCUUUUCUUUAUGAGCGUGUUUGAAAACAGCAGAGGGAGAGAUUUAUUGUUUUUGUGUACCGUGUUGAAGCUACAGUAUUGAUCCAGACACACAAACACACACAGAAACACACUCAUAAGGUGAUUGAUAGUUGAAUCAUCAUUGGGCUCUGUUUCUCACUUUACUCCUCCAGGCUGUGUGUGUGUGUGUGUGUGUAAGGGGGACUUUUAAAAUCUUAUUAGAAGAUCUCUGCGUCCUUCUUGUCAAACACACUCAGUAUUUAUGGUGUUUUACUGUUUUGGGGCCUCAGGACUGCUCCAUAAUUAAACUAAUGUUGUUGUUUUUUUAAAUGUAUGUGUUUUGAAUAUUUAAAAGGCACAAAAAAAGGCAAACUUAACAUUCAGCUCACAAACACACUCAAAACAGCUGACGAGAGCUCAGUAUCUACAGACCAAACACAUUUGUACAUUAACAGUGGUGAAAAGCUUAAAUACACAUCUCUCAGGUCUACAACAUUAAUGUGGGUCCUGACCAUAGACUGUAUACAGAAUGGAUGCCAUCUGCCUCCUCACUGGGUGAAGCCACCACAAGAACAGCACCCUCUGGUGACAGGCUGCAGUAUAGGUCUUACAUCCCGCCUCCUCCAGCAAUCCCUAUGAAGCUGUAGACAAACUUUAGAAAUGUAUUACACAGAAUAUAAAAAUUUUUCCCCCCUGGUUUUGAUGUUGACAUGUAGUUACUGUAAGACUGGUUUGUGCUCAAGUCCUCUUUUUUCUGUGCAGCUGAAUUUUUAAAAGUUAUUAGGGGAUUCAUGUUUUCUAUGAUUGACACCUGAUACAUCCUAUGGGCGUAUGAAGUUUACGUAGCUCACCCGGGGGAUACACUGUUUGAGCCGAGUGUCAUUACAGCGACUCUUCCGCUGAAUGCGUACAAUGCUACUGCGAAAGUGGUGGUUCUAGGAAGUGGAGAAAAUCCAGGAAAUGCAGAGAGCAAUUUGGCCUCAAAUUCGUAUAAUGACGGAAGGUGGAACCAAGUCAUCCAUAGUAUAUACAGUCUUUGGUCCUGUCUGAUAUCAGGCGUUGAAUUACUUGUUGUCACACUCUUCCAAGCAUCAUCUGAAACCCUAAUGUUAAGCUCUCUUUCCCAUGUUUCUUUUAAAUGACCCGUGUUGUUUUUUCACAUCCUUUCCAACAUGUGAAAUUCGGGAUGCAUCAUUUGACGAAGGUGGGAAGUCAGCUACCAUUUAAGGGUCCUGAACUUUGUUUCAGCUCUUUUUUCCCCUCAUGGUUAACAGGUGGAGUCUGGACAAAUAUUGUAAUCAUGACAGUUGCAAACAAGCCCAGAGCUGUAAAGAUCAGAUGAAAAUAAAUAACAUCUGAAUGGUUAGAGUGAAACCAAAAUGACCUUUCUUAACAUCCAUCAGUGUUUUUUUAAUGAAGCUCUGAAAGAAACAAACAAAUGAAACUUAUGAGCAAACUUUGAGAUCUGAUUUUUGGUGGGUUAUAGUGGUUGAAAGUACUGCAGACAUAUUUCAUGCUGAACGUUUGUACUUGAUGGAGAUAAGUAGCAGUAACAGGUGAAGGUUUUACAUCUGUAACAGCUGUUUUGAUGUCUAACUCUUGUUGUUUUGGGAAAAUCAGGGUUAGCUGCUCUGACAUGAUGUCACCAUAAGGAUCUCUCCUCAAACAGGGAUGUGCAAUCUUCUGUGUGUGUGUGUUGUGUGUGUGUGUGUGUGUGUGUGUGUGUGUGUGUGUGUGUGUGUGUGUGUGUGUGUGUGUGUGUGUGUGUGUUUAAAUGUGUUUGUGAUUAUCUCUUUAAAUGGUCCUAUUAGCAACCACUCAGGAGAGAAAGCCAGAACAGCAAGCAUCCUGACAGAAAACCUGUGUAAGUGUUGGUCCAUAUAAGAGGCCUCUAUUAACAGCCGUCCCUCAGGGUUAUUUAUGAAGCUCUCAGGUUUAUUUAAUGCUACGGUUAGCAGGAGGUACACACACUCUCAUUCUCAUAACUCCUCAGAGGAGGGAGGAUGAGUGAGAUGAAGAAAGUAAAAAGUUUAAGAAAGCGUUAGGAUGUCAAAGGUCAAAGUAGAAUGAACAGAAACAGGAAGUGGUGCUCUCUUUUUCUCACUCUGAUAAACUCUCAUCCAACAUUUUCAAAUUAAACGUUACAUACGGAUACAUUUCUGUCUAUAUUUCUGAACGUAUCCUUGAAGUUCACGGAUACGGGCCAGAUGAAGCAGUACCACUGGAAACCAUGGGGGCAGUGUUGCUGCUGUCACUACCCAAUACAAAUCUCUAUAGAGAAAAGAAGAAGACAAUGGCGGGGCUUUUUGAGGAAAGGUUGUGUGAAAACUAAAUAAAAGAAUUCUCUGUCCUCCAACCACAUGAUAUUUUGCGUCCUUUCCGACCACCGCCUCCUCCAACGCUGCCAUGUUUCUUUUUGUUUGUCAUUGUCAGAAACGUUUGACUCCAGCCUGCUCCCUGGUGGAUGUUAUGGUUAACAUCUAUGCCAACGUAAAGGACGCAUGGAAGUAUGCAGGCAGUGGCGGAACCAUCGUUUGAAACUGACGCGUAUGUUUUCAUAUGUAUGGCGAGCAUAAAUAAGCCUUAAUAAGGUCUUUGUCUGCCUGAUGCCACCAUCCAAAGUGAAUUCCGCUUUUUCUAUCCUUUUCACAUAUCGGUAAAGCGUUAACCAAGAAUCCAUGUUCUCAGACAGAUUUAGCUGUGAUCCUGUAACGCAUGUGUCAAAGCCAGGGUAUCUCAGUGUGGAGAUCCUGCUUCAGCUGGAGUUCAUCCUACCUUUGGUAUCAGCUGACCUUCUAUUCUUUAUUUUUGCACACAUUUAUUGGCUGAUAAUAUUAAACACUUCUAUGGGCUACCAGAGACUUACUGGUAUGCACUUUGGACUACAAGUUAUCUACCAGUCUAAUUUGGCUGAUGGGGAUCUUUACAGGUUUUGAGGAGCUCAAUAAAGGAUGUAAUGACCCCACAAAAUGCUGUAACACCAGGGUUUUAAACUAGUUUUCGACCGUGAUCUUCUCUGUUACACUGGCUUACAGUGCCUGUAGCAGACUGUUCAUCCAGCCUGCUAGGAUGAGGGAGCAGUACUGGGAAAAUGAAGAUACUGGUGUCAGCAGGAGAAUGUCAGGCAGGUGUCAGGGACAAUCACAGUCAGCAUCAGUAAUAAAAGCUUCGUCAUGUUGUCUGAUAUAGACAAAGUCAUUGUCUUGAUCUGUGUGCUGCUCCGUUGUUCAUCUUUGUUUUAUUUUAGAUUUUCUGGAACUUUAUUUAGGACAAUGUCGUCAUCCUUUUCUCUUAUCAUUACCUUUACUUUAGUUGCUUUUUUCUCUGCUGAUUUGUUCUGGUCGGAGAAAUGCCCGCAAGACCUCCUCCAUCCAGCCGCUCUUGGGCAGCCCUGAUUAUAAGCCUAAAUUUGCCUUCCCCUGUGUGUGAGUGUGUACGAGUGUGCGUCAUUGUAUACAUGGGAGAGAGAAAUGUUCAGUCCAAAUUAAUGCUAAAUUCAGUGCAGCAGAGGGGGAAGGGAAGAUUUCAGUGAUUCUUCUGCAUGUCUGUACUGUGAGCAGCUCCUUGGUAGUGCGGUUACAUGUACAGUUAUAUUUGUUUUCCUUUAACAUCAACAUUUUAGGGUGAAAAAUGUGGAUUUAUAUUUCAGAGCAAAGGCCUGUGAUUUACUGUGGGAGUGUGUGUCUGUGGGAGUGUGUCUUUGUUUGGGGGGAACAGAUGUAGCAGCAGACUUUGGGGUCUCUCCAGUCAAGGAGAAACAUUUAACAGGCAGUUUGGCACAGACACAAGUACAGAAACAAACACACAUACACACCAAUAACAGUGCUUCUGUAGGUGAACAUAUAAACACCACAAACACAUAAACCACGUAUUAACAGGCAGAAGAAACACACAAACACAAUCACACACAUUCACAUAUUCUUGCUCUUGGAUCUUUCAAUAGACCCUCAUGUUUAAUAGAAGAGGAGACUUCCAGCUGACCCCUCCCCCAUUCACUUCUCCCCUCUCAGACGGUCUUCCCGUAGUCACAAACUGAUAACAUAAUGGAGAAUACUGAGGCGUCUGGCCUGCAUGUGAGCUGUGAAGUGUGGAAACCGUACGCAUUUAUCAGGCGUUUGUCUUUGGUUUUCGCUCUCUGCGCUGGAGCAUAUUGAUUUCACUGAAAGAAAAUAUUUGACCAGAGUUGUUCUUUAAUCAUAUUUAAGUUGUAUUGUAAUUGACUAUUGAUUUGGAUGACAUGGAGUAUGUCACUGUGUUUUCUGUGCUCACGCUCACUUUCCUCCCACACCUCUGUGGAUCAGGAGUCACACAAGUCCUUUGAGUCUCAUCAGUCAAACUUUAAUGAAGAGGGGGGUCACUGUGCUGAUGGAGCUGUCAGGAGGAAACACAUUAAAACUGUUCAUUAUGUUAAACUACAUCUUAUAUCCAGUUCAAUGAAUGAAUCAUAUUUUAUCACAAAAAUGCUGUUGUGUCACACCAGACUGACUGUUUUCAGUUCUGAUUAGACACUAGUGUUGAGAUGUCUGUCUGUCAUGAUAGCAUGUACUGAGUCGGGCCAGUACCAGAUAAGCACAUGAAACUAUAAUCCAUAAACGUAAGGAAACAACCGAGACCUAAUGGUGCUGUGACAGCAACAUGCUUGAGUUUGAGACAGUGAAAAUACAUAUGGUAUGUUGUAUCUGAACAGGUUAGCUUACGAGCUUAAGUUACUUAGCACAGAUGAAAGUUAAAACAAAGUCGUUUAGCAAACUGUUAAAGCACACAAACUAUCGUCAAUAUGAGAAAUCCGAUGCUAUGACUCUCCACAAGUUGUCCUUCAGGUCGUUAUCUUUGUAAUGUUUGUGUCUUUUAUCAAAAAGCACUCUGUUCUCGGACAUAUAAACAAUCAGCCGGUCAGCCAUGUUGGAUAUACCAGUGAAUCACAUGUCGCAACAACACGCAAUCCGAUUGGUCAGAAGUGGACACACAGUAUGCAAAACUUUAGAAAAAUCGACCAUGAUCCAAAAAAAAAAAUGCUGCAAUAUCGCAGGAUGGGAAAACAUUGUUGAUGUGAACACUUGUAAUCGCACGACAAAAAUGGUCCCAGUGUGAAAGGACCUUAAUAUUUAAAAAAUAUAUAUUUCUGGCUUUUUUUUUCUUUUUUCAGUGGCCCCAAUCCUGUUCCAUAUAGGUUUUACUUUGUUAUAAUAUAAAAUAUUGCAAAAAAAGAUAUUCCCCCCCGAUGAUGAACCUGCACUUGACUCCUCAUCAUUCCUGAUCAUUAAAUUCAGCUUUGGGCUUUCACAAUGAAUCAUUCAUUUAUUCAUACAGUAAUAUGAGCAUUUGAUAAAAACACAGAAGAGUCUUCAUCAACAAGGAGAGUCACGUCACAUACAGGCCUCGUGUCAGAUUUUCUCCACAUGUUGAAAAUCUAAAAGAAGUGUUUGGUUAGAGAAAAACAGACCUUAAGACACAGGUUUUAAAAGGGCAAAUGUUAACUCUCAAUUAUGUAUGUGUAAACACACCACCUCUGUUUGGUAUGUUGUUCUUAUUGCAAUAAUCUCACAAAAACACACAUACACACACAUAUAUAUAUAUAGUUUAUGAUGUAAGUGAUCUCGUCUCUGUCAAAGGUCAUCACUGACUCAUAAAUGUCUUCUUUGUCCUCAUUCUUGUCAUGUGUCUCAUUUACAGGCUGCACUCUUUUAAUUUUCUUUGUUCUUAUGCUUCACCUUUAUUGGCCCAUGAAAUACCACCCCUCCAAUUACUCCCACCCCCAACCCUUAUUUGUACCCUCAUUCCUUCACCGCUGACUCCAUCAUGAGACCCCACCCCCCUGGUUUUUAAUUAUUCCAGUCUGCAUUCCCCUGCUGCUGUCUUUGUUUGAUCUGGCUCUGGGGUUACACUAAUAUUUGAGAAAUUCCCUGAUUAUCAGGAAGGUAUUUGCUGAGGGGGAGGGGGAUCCAUGUACGUCCUCCACAGGAAUGUAGAAGGAUUUGGACAAAAAUGAAGCACCAGCUUCUCCUCUGAUAGCAAAAGCAAGUUUACACGAGUGCAUGUGAUGUUCUCAGUGAGUGAGGCUGAAUCAGUAAAUCUCCGAAAGCUCUGUGAGACAUCAGUCAGACUGAUAGUGUAAAGAAUACAUUAAGGCUGGUCAAACACAGCUAUAAACCAGAAGCAGCAUAAAGAGCUUUUCCCACUCCUGGACUGGGGCUCGGCUUUUAUUGUUCCAGUAGAUUUUUUUAUUUGUCUCCAUUGUAUAAGUCCAGAAAGCUUCUUGGAAGCUGCUCUGUCUGGGGAGCCAUUAGGUGUGAGACAGCAGGGAGGGAGGCUGAAUCUCCAUCAAAGCACGUAAAAGUGCUGUGAGUGACAACAAUGCAUUAUUGAUGAUACCAUUAGCUUGGAGCGCAGACUCUCCUCGGCUAACACCAACACAAACUGCUGGAGCAGAGCUUUCGGUUGGCCUGCUCACAAUCAUCAUAAACAUCAGCCUGAUAGACAAACAAUAGCUUUUUAACACAUUGGGAGGUGUAGGAGGAUACUGAUUGUUUUCAUUAUCGAUGAACAUCAUCUGGACAAGUGUAAGGUAUUUGUUCUGCAUAUUUACAUGAUUUGUCAGACGUCUGUAACCACAAUAUAAGACAGAGAAAGAAGUGGACAAAAAUGAACUCUGUGUGCUGAAAAUAAUGUGUCCGUCUGUCUGCUUCGUCCUUAGGAGCUGGCUGACCUUCGCCACAUUCACUCCAAACUGAAAAAGCAGCUUCAGGAAAAGACAGCAGAGCUGGCCCACGCCAACCGGCGGGUGGAGGGCCACGAAGCUGAGGUCAAGAAGCUACGACUGAGGGUGGAGGAGCUCAAGAAAGAACUAGGACAGGCUGAGGACGAGGUAGGACCACCAAGUACAUGGAGUGUCAUAAGAACACUGUUGAACCUCUGCCCUCAUCAAAACCUUCUGACUUACAACUCCCUGAAGACGCCGGGUCAAUGAUGAGACAAGAGUAAAUAAACCCAGCCCACUGUUUUCACCAUGUCUGUGGUUUUCUGAUGAUUGAGGGCGCGUUCACACCACCCUCGUUUAGUCCGGUUGAACCGAACCCUGGAGCGUUUACCCCCUUGGUGCGGUUCAUUUGGGUCGGUGUGAAUGCUGAUUUCGAACUCUGGUGCGGACCAAAUAAACGAACUCUGGUCCGUCUGAAGAGGUGGUCUCGGACCACUAUCAAGUGAACUCUGGAGCGGUUCAUUUCUGGCGUGAACGUCAUCCACACCAAUCGCAAGAAACGCACCACAUACAUCAUUUUAAAUAUUAAAAACAAUAUUAAAAACAAUACAUCUAGGCUAUUUGUAAUGCUGGUUGUGAGAUAAAUGUUGUCCGCUCACCUCACUUGUCCCGAUUGACACCAGAGAGAAAACGCAUCGUGGUAGGCUCUCAUUAAUGCUUGUCGCCAUCUCGCCUUUAUCCGUCUGUUGUUUGCAGGACGUCUACUGCAGAAUGUAUUAAUUAAUGCCGCAGUUCGCGCUCUCUGGUGUCUUUUGAUACGCACUCCAGAUAAGUAGCAAAAGCAAAAUCAGCCUAUGAUGCUCCAUGACAGGUGAAGACAGCAGAGCAGGGUUUGUAUUCCCGCAUAAACGAAUGACCAAUAACCGAACGAUAUUCGUGGUUAGUGAUGCACGAUAUGAAAAAUUUCAACCGAUACCGAUAACCGAUAAUUUUCUUCUUCUCAUGGCCGAUACCGAUACCGAUAACCGAUAAAUUCAUAUUUUUACAUUUAUUAUAAUCUUCAUAUAAUCUGCAGUUUGUGCAGGAUGCAGUGAUUGAAAACUGAUAUUUUUGUUAAUCUGGCCUAUCUAGAACAACAAACAAAAGUUUUUGGCUCUUCAAAUGUUUAUUUUUUCCAUGUCAUCACAAAAAUAUGUGGUCAUUAGCUAUAAAUAACAAUAACAGAGCAAAAAGCAGAACUUCAUUUGACCAAAACAGUGCAUCCCCUGAACUGUUCAACAGAACUGUAAACUGUAAAGGAGCCAUUAUGAGCCGUUAGGCUUAGCCUGCUGACCGGACUAACAUCUGACGUCCAUAUGUCUGUGGUAAAACUCACGUGCAGUCCGUUCUUGUCGAUCAGGUUGUGAAUGUAUGUGGCGACAAUAUCAUAGAGUGCAGGAAGGGACACAUCCGAGAAGAAGCGGCGGCUUGGGAGAGUGUAACGUGGCUCCAAGUGUGCUAUGAACUUAAGAAAACCCGGGUUCUCAACGACGGAAAAAGGCUGGUCGUCGACCGCUAUGAACUCCAUCACUUUGUCGUUAAUGGCUUUAGCCUUUUCGCUGUCUCUUGAGAAGCUUUUGCAGUUUUCAAACGCCUGCUGAAUGGGGACAUCGAUCCUCCGUAGUGUUGUUGUCUUAGCUUUAGUAGCGCUAGCAGCUUCGGCGGCUGUCUCAUAUUCUUUUACUACCGCUCCGCCGCGAUGGCGACUUUUCAGAUGAGCUAUCAGAUUUGUUGUGUUAAAACUUGACGUCUUCAUUCCGCCUCUCGGAAUCCUCGCUGAACAGGUUUUGCAUAUAGCAGCUGUUGUCAUCUUCUGCCACUGAGAAAAACGACCAUGCUGGUGAAAACAUUUUAUUAUCUGUCAGGUAGUGACAGGGGUCAGGCUUGGGACCUGCGGGUAAGGUGCGACGGGCGGCUACUCCGCCUGCAAACGUUACUCGUAAUUUCAAUAAUAUAUCGGAUCUUUCUAUCGGAAAAAUGCACCUAUCGGACCGAUAAAAAAUGACGUAAUUUUCCCCCAAAUCGGCCGAUAUUCUAUCGGUCCGACAAAUAUCGUGCAUCCCUAUUCGUGGUCAUAUGACUUUCGGUUCCGUUUUCUGGAGCGAUUGAGUUUGUCCUUUGUGAACGCAAACCGGACCAGUUAAACAAUCAAAUGUAUAGUCUUGCCUUGGAUUCGAAUCAGGAAACGGACCUUUAGGUAUGAACACGACCAUAGUCUCUCAGACUGUUGAGAGCCCCUGAGUUUUCUGUGUGUAAAGCUGUUUAUCUGUGAGUCGUGUGAUGAAUAUAAUCAUGAAUACGAUGUUCACCAAACACACUGCACACCACAGAUGUAAGCAGGAGUAGUGUCACACAGUGAGGGUGUUUUUUGAUCUGUGAAAGCAGUGAUAAUGCAGCUGUGGUGGAUCAGACCUUUUCAUGUGACAAAUAGGCUCAACAACCUGUGAAAGAACUUUAAAGGGAUUUGUGAGAUUUCUUAUAACAAAUACUCCUGUGUGUGUGUGUGUGUGUGUGUGUGUGUGUGUGUGUGUGUGUGUGUGUGUGUGUGUGUGUGUGUGUGUGUGUGUGUGUGUGUGUGUGUGUCUUUGUGUCUAGUUGGAUGAGUCUCACAACCAGACCAGGAAGCUGCAGAGAUCCCUGGAUGAGCAGGUGGAGCAGACUGAGAACCUGCAGGUGCAAUUGGAACACUUGCAGUCAAGGUGAGAGACACAAACACACAAUUAGACUCUCACACAUACACACAGCUUCAUUAGACUGAUACAUAGCUGCUGUUAAUGGUUGAACUGUUAACAUGCGUAAUCACACCUACACUGUGAACAGAACAGAUUCCUGCUGAAUAUGCAGAGAAGUUUACAUGUAAAGCAAAGUGGAUUUUUUUCAGGAAUUAUAAAUCAUUAAACCAAUAAGAAAAUACUGUAUCAUAGUCUGUCUUUGAAUUGUGUUUCUUAUUAUGAGGUAUGCUGCUGACCUCUUGGCCAGGUCACCUCUAUAAAAGAGAUCGCGGUCUUCGGGGGUUUUAUGUGGUUAAAUAAAGAUUGAAUAUCCUAAACUUUCAUCCAUUCAGACAGUUUACUCAUGUUCACUCUCGGUCAGUAAUUCUAAUCUGCGUGAUAUUGUGUGAAUAAAACUAACCGAGGAACAAAACAUUGUUGGUUAAAAAAACAAGAAAGAGGUUGAGUUUGACAAACGGACUGACAGACACAACAACAAUGACAAAAGAUGAUGCAUGCUCAACAUAUAUGAGUUUAGGGUUCAUUAAUCUUAAACUCAGACACAUUUGUCUCUCUUGUAAUUGUUAAAUUAAUUUGGUUUCAUUAGCAGCCAGAACAAACAGCGUGAAAUAUUCAACUUUAGAUUAUACUGCAGAAUUUUAAAGAGCUAAUUCUAAAGUGUCUUUACUCUCUCACUACAGGAGCGCUGCCAUGUUAAGCAACUGCACUCACAGUCCCGAUCAUACCUAGAAAACCAUAAAGGCACUUGCUCCAAACACACCCGCUUCAGGAGUGUGUGCGUGUGCGUGCGUGUGUGUGUAAGGGAGAGAUGUGAAGCUGCUUAGUUGUAGCUGCUCGGCUCACUGGGGGCCUCAGCACUCACUUCUCUUACUAUGCAGGGAUUAACUUGUAAAUGUGUACGUGUGCACGAAAGUGUGUAUGCGUGUGUGUGUGUGUGUGUGUGUGUGUGUGCGUGUGUGUGUGUGUGUGUGUGUGUGUGUGUGUAGCUCUCACAUUCUAUCAGCUCUGCACAGUCCUCAGCUCCUUGCUCUCUGCCUCUCCAUUUUCUCCACGUCGUUGCUCUGCCACAUGACAGCCAAUCGUAGAGCUCCCAGUUGCAGGUUACCGUAGUAACAGAGCGCUCUCUUGUUGCUUUGCUCUAUGGAGGAGUGACAGGCGUGUCGGCAUGGUAACUGCUUCAGAGACUGACACAAAUCUGCCUGUGUUCUUGUGCAGGGUGUAGAUUAAGCUCUUCAUUCUGAGUUUUUUCUCAUUCAGUCUGACGGACACCGCUGAACUAGUAGUGUGUGUGUGUGUGUGUGUGUGUGUGUGUGUGUGUGUCUUUUCUGACUGUACAACAAGGUGUGUGUCUCAUCCUUCUCAGUACUGUGGGAGUGUGCGCUCUUGGGUGUAUGUUUGUUUUUUUAAAGGCUCUGUUCACACUACCUCAUGUCAUCCUGCUGAAAUGUUUACACCACGUGCUCGUGUGUGUUUGUGUGCUUGUGUGUAUUUGUGUGUUACAAACUGUGGUGUAUGCGCUGCGUCAUCUGGUUUCCUCAAACGAAAACAAAACAAAAAUGGUGGGAGGUUUGUCUCUGCAGAGGACAGGUUAGAGAGUAGGGACAUAAGACAGAGGGGUUGAGGAGGGCAGAUGGUCCAAACUCAGAGGGAGAGUGGAAAAAGGCCCCCCAUCAUCAGAAUCUGUGGAAAAAAAAGGUUCCACUUGGCCCCCUCCAGGUCUCCUCCUGCUACCUGGCUAUCUAUCUGCUUUGGCAGGUUUACACUCUUUGGACCUGCUAAAGUCAGGGAUGUAUACAUGCAGCCACGUCUAUGUCAUCUCCUCAAACUGCCUUCAGCUACAGGGUUGACCAAAGUUUAAGAUUUUUUCCCCUGAAGUACAUCUGGAAAAGUGGGAUCAGUGUGUACACCAGAUUUAGUAGUCAACUAGACCAGAGCAUUAAAACUGGAUAAAUAUCCAACAAUUUAAAAGUUAUGUUGCCUUUCCACAGAGUAAGCAAUGCAGCAGAGAUGUUACACAGCUGUGAGAUAGUCAAGAAAUAUAGAAUUCAUGUAAUGCAACGUUCAAAUACGACAAGCCUGUGUACAAACGCACAUGUGAGUGUGAGUAUACUAGUGAGUAAGGAGCUGUCAUCCAUUCUUUGCUGAUAAUGUCAAUCAUACUGCUGUUUAACAAGUAAUACUUCAAUGCAUUAAUAACACAUGAUCUUUUUUUAUUUAGUUUAAAAAUGUGACAAAUUUAUUUAAAGAUGUUAGUCACAUGAUUUUAAUUAUAACAGCAGUAAGGCUUUAUGUUAAGAGCACACAAGACUUUGACAAAUGAGACUACAGACAAUUGAAUUUCCCUCUGGGGAUCAGUAAAGUUCCUCUUUUUCUUACACGAAUGAUCAUAAAUUUAUGCAUGAGUUACCUGAUUUUACAUGAAUAAUGGUAUUACUUUAUGAUGACUCAUUACAUUAACUAAUUAACUGUGUGACUCGUCAUGACUCAUUUGUUUUUAAUGAUCAUGGACUCAUGCAUUAGUAAUGAUGUUCAUGCUGCUAUAUAGGUAGUGUGCAGUUUAAAAGACAGAAUAAAAAAGAAAAGAACCAAUUUCUUGAAUUCUACGUAUCAUAAUCAUGACUCAUUCAGCAUUACUUCUCCAUGAUUCAUGAUGUUAGUGGCCCCUCAAAUAGAGCAGGGCCCUAAAGUUUAAGGCAGCCUCCUGUGACCAAGUGAACACCCACAGUGAGAGGCCAAAAGGAAGAACCAUGAAUUGAAAGUGGUGAGCAUGAAAGGCAAAAUGUAAGAAUUGCCUGUGGUGAGUAACUAUGGGAACAUGAAAAUAGGUAUCAAAAUAGGUAUCAUUCAGGUCAAUGCAAACAAACCAUUCACUUCUGUCCGUGCAGAACCUAAUGCUGAACUGAUCAUAUGAAACGGUAUAACCUUCAAGAACCUGUUGAGGCCCCUCAGGUACAGGACAGGGCGAAGUUUGGCGUCCUUCUGUCUUACAGGAGAGUCAGUUGAGUAGUAUGUGGAUCAAGGUGGAAAUCACCCAUGGAUCUGGUGCACUGGGCUGUUUCCGGGAAAAGCAGCCAACAGCCGGCCCCUGCUCCUCAGUUUCCUGGCUUCUCUAAGCCUUGGCAUGUAGCUGCAGUUUAUGCAGGGGUGCCUGAACAGACCCUUCCCCAGGUGUUCAAGGCCAAAGGAGGGAGGACAGAGAUCAUGGCCGUCCUUAGGCUGCAAACGAACCAUGCAGCCACCUUACAUGAUAGAAUUUGCUAGCAAUGAGAGACACCAAUCAAGGAGUUAGGAGUGGGAGAGCACAACCGCUGCCUUCAGCAACAAGCUGUAAUGAGCCCCGAGAAUACGAGGCACACAGAAGGAAGCUGGGUCAAGCGAGGGCCUUGACCACUAUCCUGAUAAUUACAGGGCUCUAGGCUGGGAGAGGGAGUGUAAAGAAUGUCGUCACCAACUAAAGGCACUCGUUAAAUAUGCUGGGGAAGGAAAACACUGUUAUGGCAGUCCUACACCUUAUCAAUACAUAUUAUUGAGUCAGAAUAAAUUGCAGACUUUUGUCUCCUGUUGUCUUUAGUAGUGUUAUUUUAAAGACUUCAUUCGUUUGACUGUUCGGCAUCAACAGUCAUCUGAUCCACAUAAAUACUCUCUACCUUUGGAUCUGCACACGCUCAAGUUUCAGUUUGUGGUUUGAGGAUCUUGUUCAUGUUCAUUAUGCACACAUUAGGCAGCUUCAUGAAGAACUUCUCCUUUGCUCAGUAAAUCCACGGCACAGCUGGUAAUGAAUCAAUGUCUCUUACUUUUCCCUCUCAUCUUUUGAUAUGAAUUGAUAGUCAUUGCUUGUAUGUAGCUCUGCUCAGUAUUGAUAGGCUCAGUAGAAAAACAUUAGAGUUAUUACUGAAGCUACCAAGGCUAUAUAACAAAAUUAAGUUUAUAGUUAAUUGCUAUGUGUACUGACUAAAAUCCACAACUACAACAAUAACUGACAGUAAAUUUAACCGGUGUCAGCCCUAGUUGGAGAAACUUUCAGGUCGUACUUUAAAACUGUUUUAUGGUGUUUUACGGUGACUUGGUGAAUGAAAAUCCUUCACAGAGAGUCCAGGAUCAGUCUUAGAGAAAAGGUGAGGAGCUUUAAUAUCGAGGGAGAGGUGCAGUAGAUUACUGUUUUUUUUUUUUAGUUCAGUUUAGUUUAGUCAUUCGCAUAUGACAAAUAGAUAAAAAAUUUCAAGAUAGAUUUAAAACAGCAUUGUGAAAAGCUUGUCAAAGUAUCUCCCCGUGAUGCAAGAACAAUUAAUCUACGUAGCAGCAGUUCAGGUUAGCUUCCAAAAACAAACAAAUCAAGAAAAAAAGUAACAAAAUGAAAAUGCACAAUAACAGAGAAGUAUAAAUUACGUGACAGUAAAUAAGUCAACUGGUCCAAGAUCAGUUACUUAAAACUAUCACAGUAAUGACCUCUUUAAUUUCCUUUUGAAUGAUGAUAAUGAAGAUGCUGACUGUACAGUGUUAGGUAGUUGGUUCCACAGAGAUGGUCCUCUGGAUUUUAGUGUGGAUUGGUUCAGGAAUGUCUGAAAGAAAGGAGGUUGAAAGUCCUUAGAUUGCCUUGUAAAAUAUGACCUCUGAAGUGGACUUAAAAAAAUCCAAAUUUCGACAGCCCUGCUGUAGAAUGACGACAAUGGGCUGACCAGUUACCUAGGGGAUGGUAAUGGAUAACAUAAUAAACCACUAUGGCAAACUUAAACUGUAUUACUCCAUCAACUAUCCACAUUUGUAUCCACUGAAACUGUUUUUUGUGUGUGCCUGCGUACGUGUGUUUGUGUACACCUCCACUUAACUGGUAUAAUUUGUUGUAUUGUGUUGUUUCUUAUUUUCGCACUAUCCUCACUCUCUGUCUGUCUGUCUGUCCCUCCCAGGCUGAGGCGUCAGCAGCAGAGUCCUGGUCUGUUUGGGAAGAUACGAUCAGCUCGAUUCAGUCCCGAAAACCCUGAUGGUCCAGCCAGUGACAUGGAUGAGGAAGAGGAGGAAUUACAGCUUCAGAUUCCAUGACACCUUCACACACACUCUCACAGAGACACAGGAUUUUCUUUUGAACAAACAUCAGCAGUCAAAAAGAGGAGGUGAAUGUAGUUUAUCUUUUGAUGAAGCUGGUUAUCUCCAGGAAGGGAAACAUCUGAGGACCAGAGGUAACUCAGUCUCCUGCGUCUUCAGUGAGUGUUUAAUGAGAAAACUCUAAACGUGAGAUUUUAUUUCUCUUGAUCAAAAGGUCAACACCACUCUGACAGGUUCUGAUUCAUUGUUUGGAUCCAAAUGUUAGGAUGAAUUUUCACAACUGGAUGAUGUCCACGUUGAUGAUCAAUGAUCAAAUUAUUAUCAUUAAAAUGUACUAUCUAGAUUAUCUGGAGUUUAAACACUAAAGAGUCACCGUGACAUUUCUACUCCCAGCAGUGAUUCGACAAGCACUCUGCUAACUUUCACAGAAAACACACUCUUUAGGCUCGGACUGACACACGCCAACACAGAACACACACUCAGCAAGAGUGUGACAGACUCGAACAGGAGGUCUGGACGGAGUCACACUGAAGACGGGAUCUUUCUUGAACUUUCUACACACUCCUUCAGCAAGGCGUCAUCUGUGCUCACUCAUUCUUACCUCAUAUCAUUUCAAGUAUUUCAGCUGUCCUGUGUGAACUGUGCUACUGUAGUCCAACAAGCCUCAUCAACUCAACUUCUACUUUACCAGUAUUAACACAGUGUUUUUGUUCAAGUGUUUUUAUACAUUUCCUCCAAUACUCAGAACAGAACGACUUCCUCUGUUAUGAGCUGGGAUUUAUGUUUGGAAACUUCAUGUUCUCAAAUCACAGAAGAUGAAGAAAGACACUAAAUGUGAGAGUAGUCCUGGCUGCUACAACCAUGUAGUAACGUCGCAGUGUUGUGUUGCGUGGGGGAAAAAAAGGAACUAAAGUCUAAUGACUGAAAAGGGGGGUGAAUGAAUGGGUUAUAAUUGGCCAGACUAAUCUGCAUACACAAGUAUUCAUGGUGGGAGGAAAGAGUCGUACUGCUAUAGUACUAAUUACAGUUUAAUGAUGGAUGGCAUUGCAGCUUUAAAAGGUGUUCCAGCUUGCACUCAAACUCCAGAGCAAAUGUGCUUAUCCUGGCCUUCAGUUUCAUUACGGAGCUCAGCGUGGCGCCUGAUUUCAGAGGCAAGAGGAAAUUUCAUCAUGAAAGAGGGAUAUAAAAAGUGAACAGGCACGAGUUCACCUUUCAGACCUGAGUCGUUCACAGGCCUGUAACCUGACUGAAGAUGACAGCAGACUCAUUACUGCAGAGAUAGUUAUGAGAAUAGUAUUGUUACUCAACAAAGUGAUGGUGUUUCAUUCAGAAAACAGAGUCUGGAUGCUAACAGACAAGAAUGUAAUCCUGAUGCAGGAAUGUGAGCAAGAUCUGUGGUCUAGUGACACUUGAAUUCAUCUGUGACUUUAUCAGGUCUGAUCAUUUCACUUUAACAUAGCGUGUGUAUGCUCCCAGCAUGUCAGGAGCUGCUCUGUGACAGUGAACCUGCAGGUGAAAUUAAGGCACAGGCUGAAUUUACAGCAUCCUCUCGGGGGAACAGAGAGUUUCACAGGAAUCAGUUUGGCCUCCUAGAGUUUUCAACAGAGGCUGUUGAUCUAGAUAUAAUCUAUAUGAUCAUCGUAGUGUAACCAUGAGUUAGAAGUGAAGCUUAACUGCUACCAAACCAUAUCAGGAGUGAGCUUUGGUUGGAAAAAAGCUUAAAGACCGGCUUGAACUAUAAACUCAACGAUGACUUUGACUUCACCUGAGUGCUAUCAGCCUUUUGUUUCAGCUGUUGGCACAUAACAGCAUGGAAGUGGUUAGAGAUCAACACAUGAUCUGCUGUGAAAAAAUACAACUCCAAAAAGAGUAAGGACACUGUAAAACCUGAAAAACAAAACAAAAUUAUGUUUUGCAAAUGAUUGAAACCGUGUAUCUAAUCAAAACUAGUUUCAAAACAAAAGAUUAAUAUUUUCUUUGCACCAUAUUCUGUUAAAUAUAGACUUUAAAAUAAUUGCAAACCAUCAUGAUCUUUGUAGCCCAGACCUUUAGAUAAUACUUGUGUCACUAGGACUAUAACACCAGCCGUUACAGUAUAAACCCAGCUGUGUGUCUUUGGCGUGACUGUCCUCAGUACAGGACAAACUCUGUAGAGAUGUAAAGAUGGGAAGUCUUUCUCAAUAGAAAAGUUGUGGGCUUGAGUUUGUGAACAGUCUUGAAUGUGUUUUAGCCUGUAUAGUCAUCAGAGGUAACCUGGAGGUCUGACUGGUGAAUUGGAAGGAGUCAGAAACACUGUACACACAGGUGGAGCCAAGUCUUGUCAGAAAUCUACAGUAUUCAUGAAGUUCUUUGGUUGUUUGUUGUGCAGAUAUGACAUAAAAGCAGUGUUUGUGUUCGUCAUUGUAAUUUUCUGCCUGAAAGUCCAAAGUGUUAUUGUCCAGCAGGUUCCUCAGGUCUGAUUUCAGUUGGGCUGGAAAGGCCUCCAAAGCAUGAUGGAGUUAGUGAAACCCGGGCCACAAAGCCUUCAGACUUCCAGCCUCUUGUUGAUUGUUUAUCUAUCUGUUCAGAGGAGACCUAAAUCUCAGUUUCAGUCUAACCCUGUAAAGAUGUCAAAGCAAUAAAACAUUCAUGUGUCCCCCGACCACCCACUGUCACCCUCUGCCUCGGCCUCAGCUCUGACGCUGGAAUGGGACCAAGACUUUUUCUACUUAUCAGGAUUCUGGACUAUUUAUGCUGUCGUUGUUAUGGUUGACUUUUUAUAAAUGAAAUGUACCACAGUGCUUUUGUAUGAGCUCUAUAAAUGUCAAUGAUAGAUGUAAA
Xyrichtys novacula (pearly razorfish) is the source of this 64952-nucleotide messenger RNA. The record is from the annotation of a GenBank genome assembly. Lineage: Eukaryota; Metazoa; Chordata; Actinopteri; Labriformes; Labridae.